AUGGCGCACAUAGAGAAGUUCCUUUCUUCUCAACCACUUAUGCAAGACCACAAAACCCCAGCCACUAAAGGUGAUAUAGCAGAUCUAAGUGACAUAAAAAAAGUUAUUUCAUGACCUUGUCAAGGAGGAGAUCUGGACUGUGAUGGAGAGAAUUCUGGCUGUUGAAAAGAACACUGCUAUGGGAAAGUGUGCAGACACGGUAUGGGAAGCUGAUUGACUUCAACCUUAAUGCUGUGAAUUGACAACAAGAAUGACUGUGGCAUCUAUUAAAGAACAACUAUCACCUCAGAAUUAUUUUUUAUAUAAUCCUUUCACCACGUUUUGAAAGGAAAUAGAGUUUUUCAACUAAUUUUCAUGUAAAGAAAUUAAGGGGAUAAAAAUCAUCCAUACCUUUAGUAUAUGUCCGGAUCUUUCAGCAAUAUAUAUGCGCCUUGGACCAGACCAUUUUUGAAAAGCGAGUUGCUCACCAAUAGAUCUUCACAAAAGCAGAGUAGACCAGGGAGACAAACUGUCAGUUUUCAAAAGCUAUUUGACCCAGGGAGCAUGUAUAUGGCUGAAGGAUCCAGUCGUAUAAAAAAGAUAGGGAUGGAUUUCUAUCAUACUUUUAUACUAUAUUAAUAAAUUUAUUUCCUUUUAAACGUGAUGAAUGGAUUAUUACUAAAAAAAAAAAUACAUUUUAGGUAAUGCUGUCCUCUAAAGUUGUUUUUGUGCCAAGACUGUCCUUUUAAGGUAUUCUUCAUGGAAUGACCUCCUAAGGGAACCCCUGAUUUAAAACUGUGUCUUUCAGCCACCACUGCGAAGAUAGCAGUUCGGCUGAUCCAUAUACUAAUGCAGGCACUGUUUCAGGAACGCCCCUUGCAGAACUGUGCUGUGCUGUUGAUACCAUCUUACAGUGCCAAUAGUAGAGGAUGGCAAAUCUAGAAGACAUUUAGAUGACAUGGCAAGGAAUAUAAUUGAUCUGAAUAUUAAACAGAUUAUGCAAUGGGGUUUAGUUUCAUGCAGGAACUGGGGUGCAUUAAAAACUGAUUUUGAGAAACGUACCAAAAUAGCAGUGUGGGGGGGAAAAAAAUCCAACUACUGCAUUUACAUUUGAGUUAUUUUGCCUUGAAAGUAUCAGAAUUGGCCCUCACUUUAUCAGAAUGUGAUGAUUAGGGACUAAAUGACAUAGUUUCAUAUGUGUACUUUAUUGAAACUUUUAUUUUAUUUCCUAGAUGAGUUUGCAGCCGUAAGUGAUGGAUGCUCAGAAGUACUUAAUGGAUGUGGCAAAGCGAGAACUGGAACUCUAAGUGAAACGACUUUGCUUUCCUUAAUGAAAAAGACUGGCUAUCACAUAGUACAAGAAAAUGGUCAACGUAAAUUUGGCGGUCCUCCUCCAGGUAAAAAUAAAGCAAAUUCAUUCUAUCUGUAUGUUAUUCCUUAUGUAUAUUCUUCUAAAAGGUGCAGGGUAUUGGUGUAUCCAUUAACUAACAGGAUUAGGACAAAAGAAUAACUACUUUAAUUUAGGACUUAAAUGGAUAACAUAGUGCCAAGAUUACAAAGCUCUAUUCCUGGCACUAUCACUCCCCUUGCCUCCCUCGCAUCCUCUUACAUUGCAGGACCACCCCUAGAGGUGCUUCGACAGCACUUACCAGUUUAAACUCAUUCAUGUAACACAAAAGCAACAUCAGAAAGCAUCACUAUAGAAUUUGUAUUCCUAAAGCUUUAGUGUACUUGAUCAUAGUCAGAAAGAGGUCCCGUCCCCCAUUUGGAAUUGAAAGGAGGAGGCAAGGUCAACUCCACCGAUGUCCACCCCAUUGCUCGUCAUAGAGCAUUGGGGACCUAGUAUUUAAAGGACCACUAUAGGCACCAAGACCACUUAGUUAACCCUGCAGCUGAAGGAGGGAGUGGGGGACCUAAUAACACUAUAGUGCCAGGAAAACGAGUUUGUUUUCCUGGCACUAUAGUGUUCCUUUAAGCAACCAGGAAUGUCAUAUGUAGAGGCAAGUGAUAGAGUUCCAUUCUAAUUACAUAAAAUAAUUUGUAUGGGUGAUAUACUGAAAAGGUAAUCUAGGAUAAAACUCUGCUUCAUAAUGAAACCUAUGUAAAAUCCAUAGGAAAAAAAACAUUGUAAAAUCUAACUCUGCAUUAUUUAUUGGCUAAAUCAGUAUUGUAGAUGUUAAAAACACUUACAAAUUAAUAGUUGAAACAUAUUGCAGAAAAUGCAUUUAAAAGUACAUAGCAUAUAUAGUAAGUAAGUGCUCAAACAGAGGUACAACCAGAACAUAAUUUCACUCCAGCUCCCUUAAACGUGUAUAAGACACCAAAAGGCUCAUAACUUGCAUAUGAACUUUAUUCACAGCAAAGAACUUCUGUAUAUCACAUUCACCAUUUCAAAGUGACACGUCGCCUACAACCAGAACAUAAUUUCACUCCUGCCCCCUUAAACGUGUAUAAGACACCAAAAGGCUCAUAACUUGCAUAUUAACUUUAUUCACAGCAUAGAAUUUCUGUAUAUCACAUUCACAAUUUCAAAGUGUCACGUCGCCACAUCUCAAGGGGAAUGCUGCCGCAUACUUACCCUGUCUCCAAGUGCCCGCCGAGUCUGCUCCUGCCCAUGAGCGGACUGCGACCCGGCGGACGCAUCUCGUUGUUGCGGCAUUGCCACGUGGUAAUGGGAAUUCCGCCAAUCUCUUACCUCCUCCUAUGAUGCCCGCUGUCCUCUGACAGGCACUCCUCCCCUCACACAUCAGCCGGGUCUGUAAUUAUUAGAGACGCCGGCCGCUGCAAAUAGGAACCCUUUAAUUUUUUUACUUAACCCUAUGAGUGCCUAACUUUGGAAACGUGUGUGUGACGUCACACACAAACGUUCACUGACACAUGGUCCCCUGCAGCCAAUCAAGGAGCACCUUAGGCUAUUUAAAAAAAAUUUCCUUCAUUUCUCUGUGCCCUGUCGUGGUUUCCAUUCUGGUUAUCCGAGAGCGCGUUUCUGGUAUUGUUUCUUGUGUAAUUUGACCUUGGCUUUCUUACUGACUAUUCCGAUCUCUGUAUCCCUUGAACUUUGGCUUGGCUCUUUACUUUUCUGACUUCUAUAUUCCUUGACCUUUGGUUUACAAUCUGUUUACGUAAUAUCUGUAUUCUUGACCUCAGCCUGUCUUGUGCUUUUCUUUUUAUAUGUUAAAUCUGGCCGUUCUAAGGUCCGGUAAUACUCUUAGGCCUUUCUUUUUAAUUUACUUAAGUUCUGCGUGUUGGGCAUAUUAUUGUAUCCUGACACAAAAUAUGCAUGUUAUAUAAAAACGAAGAAUAAGCCAGAGCCUCUCACCCAGUGUGCUUUAUCUAUGGAAGACUUUUCCAGGGGUAUAAGGACACACACACAUUUGGCUCUCAUUUUUAUGGUGCUAGUUUCAGGGUUCUAUGUUCAAUUUUCGAAUUUGCCACUGCUGCAGAAAAUUCUACAAAGUCUGUGUUUUAGUCUAAUACGCUUCCUUAAGGGUGUCAGUUUCUCAAAUAUAUGCAAACCCACACGGGCAGGAAAGUUUAUACAAUACAAAUGGGGUUGUGUAUAUAAUGCAGUGUUUUAUCCAAUAUUUUUUGCCAUUGUGAGGAUGCAGAAAAUAUUUCCAUGCUAUCAUGUGACCAUGACACGUUACACAGCUGCUGUUCACUUGUACUCUUCCUUUGUUGCAACAGUGAGAAGGAUCUGGACGAACUAACAAGUUGACAUGUGCAAUUCGUUUUGUUCCGAAUUUUAAUUCUGACGAAUUAUGGACAAUUCGGACAUUUGGAUACUUCCGAAUAGCUGAAUUGCCGAAUUUCGGAAUGCCGAAUAGCCGAAGUACUAAUAUACCCAGUGGAAGAACGUUACACUGUAUACCAGUGUAAAUAAAAAGUAUACACACAUAACCAGAAUUCAGCUGUAAGCAUUUGCAACACUUACAAAAUCAAGUAAUACGUUCAUAUAAAAUGUAAGUCACUUAGCCAGUCAAUGGAUGGGAAUGAGUAAGUAGAUAACUCCCUAAUUCGCACUGUAUUAGGGAGCUAAAGACUGAAAGACCUUACUUUCUGCCCCUACUCGCUAUACCACGAGUAGGGGCAUGUCUGCUAAACAGUGUCACGAGUGGGGGCUUUUAAACUGAAGGAGAACCUAUUGCCCACCUCUGAGCGACAGGUGGGGGCCCUGGAUGACAAUGUGGGGAACCUAUCGUGUCCCCCCCACCCCUGAGCUGUGGGUGGGGGCCCUAAAUCAAAAUAGGAGGGCAGGGGGGAGCUAUUGUCCUCCCCCCGGCACCCACCCCUGAGCAGUGGGGGCACUAAAGUAGAAUGGGGGGUGGGGGGGACUUGAAUUACUUCGGGGGGGAAGGGAGAGUCACACCUAUUGUCCUCCCUCCGGGCCCUCACCCACUGAGCGGCGAGUGGGGGCCUUAAAACCCCUAGUCACCACACUCCCCCCUAAAAUUAAUAAACUCCUACCUGCCCGCCUCAUGCUAACAAUAGUGAGGGGGGAACAAUAACUAAGUACUGGUAAAAAAAAAGAUUUGAUGUCUUCUUUUUUCUUAAAUCUUUUUUUCAGCCCCAAAAAGGCUAAAUAAAAAAGCAUAAUACCCGUCGCGCUUUGAAAAAAUUAAAUAAAAAAUCAGAUGGGGAAAAAAAAAACCCUGAUGCUGAAAAAGUAUUCCAUCUUUACCCAUGGAGUGCACUGCGCAGGCUGAGCUUCGCAGGUCGGGGGAAUGCUUAUAAUGCCUUGCCCCGCCAUGCAAUUAGGCUCAGAGCAAUCUGAUUGGUUGGUUUAAGCCAUCCAAUCAGAUUGCUCCUACUGGUAAAUGAAGAGCCUGACAGGUAAGUCUCUACAUUUACCUGUCACAGCACUCUAAUUGGAAGGCUUGAAAUCCAACCACUCAGAGUGCUCUGUGUCAUUUUACACAGCGUGGGAAAGUUCUUUGAAAUUUUCCCACGCUGUGUUAUUUGACACAUAACUAUCUGAUUUGUUGCUUUCAAUCAACCAAUCAGAGUGUUGAUAUGAGUCAUCAAUAUGCUGAUUAGACGGCAUGAUUAUUGCAAAGGUUUGCCUUAGGCUGGCCACAAUAAAAGGCCACUCUAGAAUGUGCAGUUUUAUCACACAGCUCAAUGCCACAGAUGUCGCAAGUUUUGAGGGAGCGUGCAAUUGGCAUGCUGACUGCAGGAAAGUCCACCAGAGCUGUUGCCUGUGAAUUUAAUGUUCAUUUCUCUACCUUAAGGCGUUUGAUAGAAUUUGGCAAUACAUCCAAUUGGCUUGACAACCGCAGACCAAGUGCAACCACACCAGCCCAGGAUCUCCACAUCCAGCAUCUUCAUCUCCAAGAUCGUCUGAGACCAGCCACCCGGACACCUGCUGCACCAAUCGGUUUGUAUAACCAAAGAAUUUGUGCACAAACUGUCAGAAACCGUAGCUCAUCCGGGUCUCGACCUGACUGCAGUUCAUUGUCGUCGUAACAGACUUAAGUGGGCAAAUGCUCACUUUUGAUGGCGUCUUGCACUUUGGAGAGGUGUUCUCUUCAUGGAUGAAUCCCGGUUUUCACUGUACAGGGCAGAUGGCAGACAGCAUGUAUGGCGUCAUGUGGGUGAGCGGUUUGCCGAUGUCAAUGUUGUAGAUCGAGUGGCCCAUGGUGGUGGUGGGGCUAUGGUAUGGGCAGGCAUAUGUUAUGGACAACAAACACAGGUGCAUUUUAUUGAUGGCAUUUUAGAUGCACAGAGAUACCGUGAUGAGAUCUUGAGGCCCAUUGUUGUGCCAUACAUCCAUGACCAUCACCUCAUGUUGCAGCAUGAUAAUGCACGGCCCCAAGUUGCAAGGAUCUGUACACAAUUCCUGGAACGUGAAAACAUCCCAGUUCUUACAUGGCUAGCAUACUCACCGAACAUGUCCCCCCCCCCCAAUACAGUAAAACUGCACAUUUUAGAGUGGCUUUUUAUUGGGGCCAGCCUAAGGCAUAGCUGUGCAAUAAUCAUGCUGUCUAAUCAGCAUCGUGAUAUGUCACACCUGUGAGGUGGAUGGAUUAUCUUGGCAAAGGAGAAAUGCUCACUAACAAAGAUUUAGACAGAUUUGUGAACAAUAUUUGAGGAAAAUAGGCCUUUUUUAUACAUAGAAAAAUUCUUAGAUCUUUGAGUCCAGCUCAUCAAAAAUAGGGGCAAAUGCAAAACUGUUGCGUUUAGAAUUUUGUUCAGUGUAGUUAUACUGGUUGAUGUUCCUGGUUGCAAAAAAACAAAACAAAAACACAUUACGGUUUCAGGUCUGUGUCUGCUUGCAACAGGCUCUGUUUCCCUAUAUACCGUUGUAACGGACCGGGUACCUUCCGCCGACGGAUGCUCCUAGUGCUUUCCGAGGACUCCAAGCACUCUGCCUGACACCAUAACCACUGCAGACCCCACGAACCGCCGCAGCUUGGUUGGGGUCUCGCCGUCUCCACCCACUCUGGACCCAGGACCAGGGUCCAGCUUCCAGCAGGUCGACCUCUCUCCCAAUUCCAGAGAGCAGGAACAGGAACAAGCUCUUAGCAGAGCUUAGUGAUUAUACCCUGGGGAGUAUAGUGAUUAUAGCAAUCCCCAGAGUGUAGUUUCUCCAAUCCCCCAAACAUGAGCCGAAACUUCAUGAAGGUACAAGAUGAUCUGACUCCAAUGAGCGUUUAUUACUCCUUAUAUACAAGUUUUCAGGUCAGAGGCACACCCCCUGGACCUGGUGGUAAACUGUGACAAAAGGGACACAAACCAAUGGGAACACUAAUUAACAUGAUAACACUCUCACAUACACAAUGAAAUCCCUCCUCUCCAUCCUGGAGAUAGUUGGCUUAAGGCACUGCAGUAAACUCAAUUAUCUCCAGGUACAGAAAAUAUCUACAUUUAACACUAACAGCAAAAUACGUAAAAGUACAUAAAAAUACAUAAUUCUUAUUUUAUUACACAGAACCCCCACAUUUAACCUAUCCUCAGAUAGCUCGGAUCUGAGCGCCCAAUCUAGGUGAACAGCUCUCAGAUCCCAUGAACAGAGUAGAUUUUCCAUGGGGUAAAGCAUAGCAAGGGCUGUUGAGAAACCAAGGAGGGACAAAAGCAGUCAGUUCCAACUGGUUUGGCAGUGUGUCUGGGACAACGCCCUGCUGGAGAACAAUAGACAGGAAAUGGGGGAGGGGAAGAAACACACCUUCCCAUGGAUUCAAAUGGGAAGAAACUGUCUUUAGAAGCCAAUAAGCCCCAAAUAGUCUUUUUAAAUGGCAAUACACCCCAGGGCCAUAGUCAUGAGGAAGGAGGCUGGCAAUCAGGCUCCUCCAAAAGCCGGGGACAAAGGGCAGCUUGUCACCUAACAAUCCAGGGACAAAAGGCAUUUCGUCACAACCGUAUUUUUCCAUGUAUAAGACAACCCCUACUUUUUUUAGCCCAAAUUUAAGAAAUCAAUAUAUUAAGCCUUAGUAACCAAACUGUUUUUCAAUUUUCUUACCUUUAAGGACCAGGGCUGUUUUUACAUUUCUGCAGAGUUUGUGUUUAGCUGUAAUUUUCCUCUUACUCAUUUACUGUACCCACACAUAUUCUAUACCGUUUUUUUCUCGCCAUUAAAUGGUCUUUCUAAAGAUACCAUUAUUUUUGUCAUAUCCUGUAAUUUACUAUAAAUUUUUUUAUAAUAUAUGAUGCCAUUUUUAAAAAAAAACCACACCUUUUCUAACUUUGCCCUCCCCCAAAUCUGUUGCGCAUCUACAACCGCAAAAAAAAACACCCAUGCUAAAGUUUCAAAAUUUUGUCCUGAGUUUAGAAAUACCCAAUGUUAACAUGUUCUUACCUUUUUUUUUUUUUUCUUUUUAAAGCGAUAGGUAGCGAUGAUCCAAACGGUUUGCCGCGGACUCAUCAUUGAGUAAACUUUGACCCUGUACCUCACAGUCAGCAGACACAUUCCAGCUAAUCAGCAGCAGACCCUCCCACCUCCUGGACAGCAUCCAUUGUGAAGCUGCAUUCUUAGUGAGCUGUCCAGGAGGUGGGAGGGAGGGUCUGCUGCUGAUUGGCUGGAAUGCGUCUGCUGACUGUGAGAUACAGGGUCAAAUUUUACUCAAUGAUGAGUCCGCGGCGAACCGUUCGCGAACAGUUCGGGACAUCACUAGUUAUAGGACAAUAAGUACAAGUAGCACUCCAAACCAUUUUUUCUCCAAAAUUAAUGAAAGUUACAUUGUAAAACGGAUAUCUGUCAGGAAUCCCUAAAUAACCCUUCUCAUGUAUAUAUAUUUUUAAAAGAAGACAACCCAAGGUAUUAAACUUGGGGUAUUUUGACUCUUUUCAUGCAACCAUUUUACCACCAAUCUAUGCCAAAUGAAAAAAAAAAUAAUUGGUGAUUUUUUUUGACACACAUAGCAAUUUAAGUAUACAUGUACUGAGAACUUUAAGGAUUACUGCCAAAGAACACCCCAAUAUGUGUUCAACAACAUCUCCCGAGUUCAGUGAUUCCACCCAUGUAUAGGUGUGUCGGGUUCUCUGGGGGCUAAAAGACCUUAUUUGGAGGGUGCGAAUUUCAGUUUUUCAACUUGGAAUUUUCACAGCUGUCAUCAUGCACCCAUGUCCUAUUUAGGACAUUUUUGAAGACGGCCAAUGUAAUUUACCCCCAUCAAACCGUAUAUUUUUGAAAAGUAGACACCCAAGGGCAGUGAUGGCAAACCUAUUGUACGCAUUCCGCUCUGUGGGCAUGCGGCCAUAGAUCACUGGGGGGUGCUGGCACUGGUCAGCAGCAAUGCAGAGUAGGCACCUGCCUGCCCAAAACGGUGUGUGUAUGUAUUCAGCAGUCGGUAUGUGAAUGUGUUCAGCAGUCUGUGACUGUAUUCAGCAGUCUGUGUGUAUGUAUUGUAUGUAUGUAUGUAUUGCAUACAUACAAUAAAUAUAAGCUUAAUUUUAUCUAUAAUUUAUAUCAUUAUUUAUAAUUUAUAUCAUUAAACUAUUUGUUGUUGUGUUCUUUUAAAACAAAAGAUUUUCAUUAACUGUACCAGUUGUUUUUUCUAAACUUAAACCUCAGUAUUCAGUUUUAAUUGCUGUAUUGGCACUUAGAGGAAAAACAAGUUGGCAUGUACUGUGGUUUGGGCACUCGGGUUCUCCAUCACUAUCCUAGGGUAUUUCAAAUGGUGGUAUUUUAACACUUUCCAUGCACUAAUUCUACCAUCAGUCUUUGUUAAACUUUUGGGUAGUCAUUUUUUGUGUUUUGUUUUUUUCUCUCACAUUGUACUUUAGGCAUGGAGUCUCAGUUCCUGUUAUGUGUUACUGACAAAGAACAUCCCAGUAUGUAUUCAGCAACAUUUCCUGAGUACAGCAGUGCCUCCAAUAUACAGGUUUUAGGUUUUUUUGCAAACUUACAAGUGUCAAAUGUAGGGCUUUCCCCUUUUCCAUGUUUGCACAUCGAAAUUGGCCAGAUUGGUUUGCUGGGCCCAUGUUGCUUUUGAGACCGUAUGGCAGCCCAGGAAUGAAAAUUAACCCCAUUAUGGCAUACCAUUAUUAAAUGUAGACAACCCAGGGUAUUCAAGAUGGGGUAUUUCCAGUCUUCUGUAGUAGCCACUUAGUCACAAACGCUAGCCAAAGUUAGCGUUUUUAUUUGGGGUUUUUUGCGGGUCAAAUCAGCAGCCCAGAGGAGGUCCUCCAACCUGCAUCCUUUAGAGAAAAUCUUAAACGCCAUGGCUCCACUGACCGAGUGUGCUCAAUAUGCUGAAGUGUCUGCUGAAGAUGCCCCGCUCAUAAUCCAUUUCACCCAGCGAAACAAUGUAACUGAAGAAACAGGAUGAUGCGGAUGUCGAAGGGCCAAAAACAAUUCAGGAUAUGAUGGAUCACGAAUAGAAGUCCUGGGCUCGUAUUCUUUGAGACAUGCCACUGGACAUAGGUUAACAUUUUUCGUAAAGCUGGGUAGAAAACUGAGGUGAUUGACGUUUUCGUACAUCUCGAAAUAUUAAACGAGACACCUUCAAGGGUGAAUGAAAGUAGAGAGAGGUCCAACGCACGAACAUCUGACACCCGUUUACAGGAGAUCAGACAAAACAACAUCAGUUUUGCCGUGAGUUGUUUGAGUGAGAGGUCUUCAUUCUUUGGCCAAUCUCCAAAAAGCCAGAGAACAAGGUCGACAUCCCAUGAUGAAGCGUACCUAGUCCAUGAAUUACAGGUAUGAAUGUAGAAUUUCUGUGUUCCCGGAGCCCAAUAGUUGACUGUGGAACAUCUGGGAUGAAUCAGAGUCCUUGGAGAGGAGCCGUGCCAGUAACUAGAGGUGCCCCUCUGAUAGCAGGGAGUGUGAUUCUCUGCUGGGAUCCAGCAAGAGGUCCGGUGAGGCUGGAAGUAAUUUCUGGUAAUUCAUGGACAUUUCCAUGAGUGUAGGGAACCGUGGUUGAGCCGUCCAGAAUGGGAUAGCGUCUGAGAUGUAGAAGCGUCCGCGCUAUCAAGGGGAAAGGGGGGAAAGCGUAAUGCCGAUUGUCCGGCCACCAUUGAAGGAAUGCAUCUGAUGCCGAAGCUUCUGGAUCUGGACUCCAGCUGAAGAAUUUCGGUAGUUGGGAGUUCAACCGUGAUGCGAUGAGGUUGAUCUCCAUAGGGCCCCAGAGUGACAGGAGCCGCAGGAAAAUGGCACGAUUCAGCUACAAGUCGCUGGCAUCCUGUAGGUACCUGGAAUUCCAAUCCGCCACCAUGUUUGACAUCUUGCGGAUGUAUUCUGCUGUACUGAGAUAUUGCGAUCUAUGCAGAAGUCCUUUGAUAGUUCCACCAGCACCACGGACCUUGUGCUCCCGAGAUGGUUGAUGUAGGGGACUGCUGGCACAUUAUCCAUACAUAAAAGAUUGGAACAGUUGAUUGAGAUCCCAAUGAGACUCCGAACUGCAAAUGAGCCUGCCAACAGUUCGAGGCAAUUUAUGUGCAACCCCUGUUUGUCUGGGGACCAUUUUCCUCCUGUGGAAAUAGGACCGCAACGUGCACCCCAUCCAAGCAUACUUGCAUUUGAUUCUACCACGAAAUUUGGCCUCUUCCCAAAGAUUGCUCUUCCGUUCCAUACUUCCAUGUGCUGCAGCCACCAAGUGAGUCCUUCCUUGGCUGUGCAAUUGAGGCACUGAGUCUAAAUAAAAGAGACCCAAGCUAAGGUAUUUCGCUUUUAAGCGCUGUAGGGCUCUGUAGUGUACCCAGGAAAAUGGCCUGGAGGGAGGUCAAGAGAAGGCCAGUUGUCGCAUUGUAAGCACAGGUCGUGCCAACGUCCUGCGGAUUUUCUUCUUGAUGGCCUUGACUUUGGAGGGUGGUAACAGGAAAGUCCCUCCCACUGAAUCGAUGGUAAAGCCUAGGAAUUCUAAGACUUGAGAAGGUUUUAAGACCGACUUGUCCCAGUUGAUGAGGAAACCAAGAUUGAAGAGUAAUGUCUUUGUCCAAGCCAGGUCUUCCUGGAGUAAGCCUGGGUUCUGUUCCAUCAUGAGUAUGCCGUCCAAGUAUAUAAUCAGACACACCCCUUUGCUUCUCAGGACAGCAACCACUGGCCACAUUAGCUUUGUGAAGAACCACGGGGCUGAUGAGAAGCCGAAGGGUAAGCAUUUGAAACGCCAUGUAGUCUACUCCCACUGGACUGUAGUAAACGUUGGCAAUCCUCGGCCAUCGGGGCAGUGGAGUACGCAUCCUGCAGGUUGAGUUUGACCAUCCAAUCCCCCAAUAGGAGCAGGUCCCAGAGAGAGUGGAUACCCUCCAUCUUAAAAUGGUGGUACGCCACAAAUGCGUUUAGGGAGCGUAAAUUGAUAACCGGUCGGACAUCUCCGCCUUUCUUGGGCACUAUGAAAAGGUUGCUUAGAAAACCUGUAGCUCGCGAGUGCGUCUCUAUGAUAGCCCCUUUGUCGGCUAGAGACUGUAUCUCUGCUGCAAUUAAGGCCCGGCCGUAGGUGGAGAAGACAAUUUGGUUGGGCAUAACCCAGUAGAGUUUGUAGGACCCAAGUAUCCGAAGUUAACAUGCGCCACACAUUUUAAAAAAAGGCAUAAUCUGACCCCCACCAACGAUACUGAAGGUAGAGAUGAAGGAAGGAAACUUUACAUAAGGGUGUCGGCCAAAGGAAGCGCUUCUGGCUCCAUGAGAAUGCCAAGGCCUUCCUCGAACUGGGAAGAACAGAGGGGUGGACUAAGGUUCCAGACCUUGGAAACAUGACUGGAAGGAGCCUUGAGAAACCCGGUACAAGCCCUGGGAGGAACAGCAGACGGCCCCAAUAUCUGCCGGCCCUGCCAGAAACACUAACGAGAGAAUACCUUUUUCAUAUUGGUUGCGCCUUGUCCAGUGCAGUAAAUGUGCCUACAUAGGUACUCAGUUCCUUUAUGAAAUUGUCCCCAAAAAGAAGGCCUUUUGCCUGUGGCCCAGGCUCUGAAAUAGCCAAAUUAACCAACUUUGGCUCGGUCUUAAUUAAAAUUGCCUUUCGCCUCUCGGUGGCUAAAGCAGUAUUGGCAUUUCCGAAUAGACAUACGAGUCGUUGGAUCCAGCCCCUGAUAGCAAGCAGGUCUGUGUGAACACCACCCGCCAAGGCCGUUUUGACCAUGUCAAAUUUCUUUGCUCUGGGUCCAAGGACACCCCAUAUCUUAUCUUGGCAAUGACGUAGUGCAAAAUCUAGGCCUUUCUUGGCCUUUCACCCAGUUUUGACGAGGAACUGGGCAAUCUUUGGAUCCACGUCCGGGGUGAUGCAUGCAAAAUCCGGAAUCGUUGGGCAUGGGCAUUCUGCCUGCAUUUUGCUACGUGCCACUUUAUUACGUGGUUUCCUGAUACGUGCGGCUAUAUAUUUUGCCACAUGGUCCAGUGGGAACCACUCUUUUGAUCUCGGAUGCUGUAGGGCAUCCAGGUCAAAAAGUGGUUCGCCCUGUGGGUCAAGGAAGGUGGAGUCCUUAUUGUCAUUCCCUGACACGGAUAGGGAACCGUGGUCGGGGAAUAGUGUGCCCAAACUGUAAGAGUCAUCAUCAGACUCGCUCAAUGCCUCCUUUUGACUUGGAUGAUUCUAUUAGGGCUUUUGCCCUCUUCCAACUCCUCACCGAUUUUGCCCGGUGGGUUGCUCUUUGUUGUGGUGCGACCACAUCAUCUUUGACACAACGUUCUUUGUCCGACUGUACAAUUUUGGAGGCUUCCUUGUCUAUGUAGCAAAUUUUUUUGGCGACUUUGUGACCACAGGAUUUCACCUGUUUGUGCUCCGUAGGGUUAGGAGCAAUGUGGGUUAAGGUCCGCUGGGCGGACAUGAGGGCAUAACUAAUGGAGUCAGGAUAGAGUGUCCGACAUAGCUCCCAUAGCCAAAUAAAUGGCUUGGGUUACUGACUUGGCCAUAGUGGCAUCCAGGAGUGAAUGAAGCUCUAACGAGUUCAAUUUCUCCUGAGCUGUCUCGUCAGUAGUAUUCAGGCCAAAAGGUCUGGGAACAAACUGGGGUGUAGGGUGUCUAUUGGCACUAAUGGGAGUAUUGUUAGAGUCCGUGCCCAAAUCCUUUUGUGUCUGCAUAGUCAAAUAGAAGUUGCCCAGGAAGCACCCACAGUAAUUAUAGUAACAGCUAUUAAAUUGGGACAGAUGGGAGAUAGCGGGAACCCAAACCUCUAAUAGUGUAGGGUAGGAGUAAUUACAAAUGACCAGCACUGUUUUGGUAUGUGAUGUGUAUCAACUUGUAAGUGUUUUUAUACGGUUUGGUGCUAGUGAGUGGUAUCACCAUUUUAGAGUGUCCCUCCUGAUAUAUUUUGUUUUUGUUGUCUUUUUGGUGUGUUUUGAGAAUAACACAAGUAAGAGGACUUGGAUUUUCAGAACAAGCAUAUUUAUUUGGUGUUGCUAACAGUUAUCAUAUUUGGCACAGUAGAGUAGGUAUACAUUGUGUAGACUUUAAAGGGACAAUUUAUGCAACAUGACCACCAUAGUGCAGUGUAGUCAUUAUGUUGCUAAUAUCUAUGUACUCUUUGUUGCUCAUAUUAUCUGGCUCCCGUCCUCAGAUUUUUGUCAAACUGUUUAGGUACAGUUCAGCAAAAAUGGAGACUGUUCCUAUCACCAGUCGGAGUCUUCCUCUUUGAAGAGAGAUACAGGAGAGGGGCUGAGCUGACAGGCACUGUCUGCAUAACUUUAGGAUUAAACCGUUCUUAAACAGUUUAAACUUUAUGGUAAACUGGCGCCCAAUGUAAUUGAGAUUAUACUGUUAUGAUGCCUUUAGUGUUCCUUUAAGAGUCUUACAUUUUUUACAUUUAUUUUAUGAUUGGAACUCUAAAAUGUAACUGACAUCCUAAAAUAAUUCCCUCUUUGUUUCUUCAGGCUGGGAAGGCCCUCCUCCUCCACGUGGCUGUGAAGUUUUUGUGGGAAAAAUUCCCCGUGAUAUGUGUGAAGAGGAUUUGAUCCCUGUUUUUGAGCAAGCUGGAAAAAUCUAUGAAUUUAGACUGAUGAUGGAAUUCAGUGGUGAGAACAGAGGGUAUGCUUUUGUCAUGUACACAAACAAAGAUGAAGCCUUGCUAGCUAUUAGGAUGCUAAAUAAUUAUGAAAUUCGUCCUGGCAAAUUUAUUGGAGUCUGUGUGAGUUUGGACAACUGCAGGCUAUUUAUUGGAGCAAUACCAAAGGAAAAGAAAAAAGAAGACAUUUUUGAUGAAAUGAGGAAAGUAACUGGAGGAGUUGUUGAUGUUAUUGUCUAUCCAAGUGCAACAGACAAAACUAAAAACAGAGGCUUUGCUUUUGUGGAAUAUGAAUCACACAGAGCAGCAGCAAUGGCAAGAAGGAAGCUAAUUCCAGGUGAGUGUCUUGAGACCUUAUUAUUUAUGGUCUUUAAAGUAAGAAAAUCUUAAAGAACCACUAUAGGCCCCAGACCACUUCAGCUCAAUGAAGUGGUCUGGGUGCCAGGUCCCCCUAGUUUUAACCCUGCAGCGUAAAACAUAGCCGAUUCAGAGAAACGGCUAUGUUUACAUUGAGGGUUCCGCGAUCCUCAAUGCGAAAAUUGUAUUGAGGACAUGCUGAUGUCCAUAGGAAAGCAUUGAGUAAUGCUUUCCUAUUGGCGGUUUGAAUGCACGCACGGCUCUGGUUGCGCAUGCGCAUUCGGAGCUGACGUUGACAGGGGGAGGAGAGGUCACAAUCGCUGAGGUAACCCGGCACUGGAUUAAGGUAAGUGGCUGAAAGGGUUUUAACCCCUUCAGCCCAGUGGGAGGAGGGCCAUGGGGGUUGGGGGGGAGGAGACGGGACCUAAUAACCCUAUAGUGCAAGGAAAACAAGUUUGUUUACCUAGCACUAUAGUGCUCCUUUAAUUCCAGAAAGAAGUCUACUGAGGUAAUCCACAAAUCUAAUCCAGUGCCUAGUAACACGUAUAGUUGCAGUCAGUCUUCAUACUCUGCAUGUAGGCGCUGACCUCUCCCCAUAGUGAUUUAUUGAUUCAAUGAAACCCUACGAGGAGAUGCUGGUUGGUGCAACCUUUUGCCUUACAGUAAUGUUGCAUUCAUGUUAUAUAUUUUUCUUGCAGGGACAUUUCAGUUGUGGGGCCAUACAAUUCAGGUUGACUGGGCAGAUCCAGAAAAAGAAGUUGAUGAAGAAACAAUGCAAAGGGUAAAAGUGUUAUAUGUGAGGAAUUUAAUGAUCUCCACAUCAGAAGAAACCAUUAAAGCUGAGUUCAACAAAUUCAAACCUGGAGCUGUUGAACGAGUAAAGAAAUUAAGAGAUUAUGCUUUUGUACAUUUUUUUUCCCGGGAUGAUGCUAUUGUUGCUAUGUCAAUAAUGAACGGAAAAUGUAUUGAUGGUGCAAUCAUUGAGGUCACAUUGGCAAAACCAGUAAAUAAAGAAAUAGCUUGGAAACAACAGCUAAAUGGCCAAAUGAGUCCCCAUUCUGAAAGUUUGGCUACUAAUAUAAAUAAAGAUGAUGGGCCUCAAAAAUCACUUGGAAGAUGUUCAUCUCUUCAAACAAUCAUUAACUGCCAGCGCAAUCCAUCCUCUCCAGAGCCUGAGAGAUCCACAUAUCCGUUACUUCCGGGAACAAAACUUACUCCAGUUAAUAUAUACUCUUUAAAAUCAAAUCAUUUCCAGUCUGCUGUAAUGCAUUUAGAGUAUUAUUGCAACAAAAAUAACUGGUCUCCUCCAGAAUAUUAUUUGUUUUCCACAAACAGUCAAGAAGGGAAACUCCUCUUGGUUUUCAAAAUUGUCAUUCCAGCUAUAGUAAAUAACGGUCAGCGUUACUUCAUGCCAGACAAACUCUGUACAGUAUUAGAAGAUGCAAAGGAGCUGGCUGCACAUUUUACAUUAUUGCAUUUAGGUAAGUGUGUAAAAUAUCUUAUUUUACUUUUGCCAAGCAUUUUUCUGAGCAGGUUGCUGUCUGUUCUAAACUUUUAGAUAGGCCUACUGUUGUCUGUAGAAUACCCAGUAUGCACUGUGGCUCAUACUGAGAGGAUAACUAACCUGUACAAAAACCUCCAUAUUUUUAAAAAUAUAUUGGUAUGACCAUUACACCUGUGCAAAAUAGCAUAUAUUAAUAUUCCUGGGUGGAUGUUAGAAAUUGUAUAUUGUUAAAAAGCUUAAUUUUGGUUAUACUUAAAACAUGUUUAGGGAUAUGACGGUGCUGCCAGGUUCCAUUUCCUUUACCUACUUCUGGCCAGUGCGGACCGAAGAAGUCGGUCACAAUUGUAGUUGUAUGGAGUAUGGCAUUGUAGCAGUUUGACUAUUCAAAUUGCCACAUUUGUGUGAAAGUAGACACUCCAGGGUAUUUAAUGUGGUGUUUAUUAUAUAACAUCUCAUCAAUUUACACCUGUUUGUCAAACUUUUUUUUUUUUUGCAUUUUCUUUACACACAUAUUGCAUUUUUACAACUCAUUAUGUAAAUGUCAUAUAUGCCAUUAUGAUAAACUCCCCAAAUUAUGCCCAGCUAUCUCUUCUGAGUAAAAAAAAAAAAUACCCCCAAUGUAGGCCUUUACCACUUGUGAAGUUACAGAGCGAUAUCAGCAAUCAGACUAUUUUAGUUUGAUAUAAAAUAGUACAGCUAGAAUUUUGAUGGACUUAAUGGGCCUAUGUCUCAUUUUGGGGCAUUGUAGCAGUUUAACCCCAUAAAUGCAUACUUGUAAAAAGUAGACACCAUGGAGUUUGUCUUGUGAUGUAUUUUAAGCCUUUUUGCAACAAUUUAUUUUAUUAACGUGUCUCUUUAAUGUUAUAUUCAAAUGGCAAAAAUAACCAAGUUGUAAUGUUAUGAAUAUACACUGCCUGGCCAAAAAGAUGUGCCUCUUCUUACCCUGAUGCGCCCAUCACUGGUGCUUCCCCACUAUUCUUCCAGUUUUUAAUUAUGCGUUGGACAGUUCUUAACCCAAUUUUAGUAGUUUCUGCAAUUUCCUUAGUUGUUUUCUCUGCUUGAUGAAUGCCAAUGAUUUGACCCUUCUCAAACAGACUAACAUCUUUUCCACGACCACGGGAUGUGUCUUUCGACAUGGUUGUUUAAAGGACCACUAUAGACACCCAGACCACUGCAGCUAAAUGAAGUGCUCUGGGUGCCAGGUCCCCCUAGUUUUAACACUGCAGCUCUAAACAUAGUAGUUUCAGAGAAACUGCUAUGUUUACAUUGAGGGUUAAUCCAGCCUCUAGUGGUUAUCUCCCUGACAGCCACUAGAGGCCCUUUCCACGAUCCUCAAUGCGAAAAUUGCAUUGAGGACACGCUGACGUCCAUAGGAAAGCAUUGAGUAAUGCUUUCCUAUGGGCGGUUUGAAUGCACGCGCGGCUCUUGUCGCGCAUGCAGAUUCUGAGCUGAAGGUAAGAGGCUGAAGGGGGGUCACGAGGGAGGGGGAAACCUAAUAAAGAGUUUGUUUUCCUGGCACUAUACUGCUCCCUUAAGAAAUGAGAAGUUACUCAUUGCAUCAGUUGGGGUUAAAUAACUUGUUGCCAGCUGAAAGAUAAUCACCCAUGCAGUAACUAUCCAAUAGGAGGCUUUUACCUAUUUGCUUAGUUUAAUACAGGUGGCGACUUUUUUUGGGGUCAGGCAGUGUAUGUGUAUAUAUAUAUAUAUAUAUUUAUUUAUUUUUCAGGUGAGCCAUUUUGCCUUAUGUUUUUUCAUUCGCACUUAAAGGAUCACUAUAGUGUCAGGAAAACAGACUCUGGGUCCCCCUCCCUUGGCGUUGAAGGGGUUAAAACCCCUUCAGUUACUUACUUUAAUCCAGCGCCGGGCUCCCUUGGCGCUGGUGACUUCUCCUCCUCCGCUGAUGUCACUUCCCGAGUGGAGCCGAAUGCGCGGCAAGUGCCGUGCAUGCAUUCAAACAGUCCAUAGGAAAGCAUUUCUAAAUGCUUUCCUAUGGACGUUCUGCACGCUGGAUGCGAAUUUCGCAUCCAGCGUCGCAGAAGCACCUCUAGAGGCUGGAUUAAAAACUGCUAUGUUUACAUCUGAAGGGUUAAAACCUGGGGGACCUGGCAGUGGUCUGGGUGACUAUAGUGUCCCUUUAAUUUGUGAAAUUUCAGAGUUCAGCAAAUAAACCAGUCAGAUCGCUAGACACGCAUCCCAAUUUCACUAUCUGAAAUUGUUUUGUGAUGUAGUGACUAGUAGAUUAGGCGACAGCUUUAGCUUGCACAAGUAGAUAUUUAAAAAAUUUAAAAUCCACGCCCUUGUCCGCUUAAUCCUAAUUGUGGCCAGACCACUAACCAGCAUUGCUUUUAAAGCUCAGUUCAUCAGGAAAUGUUUUCUUAUUAUGUGCAUGCACACAAGGUACCUAUGCACACUCUAAUAUGCUCACAAGAGAGACAAUCCUGGAGUUAAAUCUUGUAACUAAUAGUGGAGACCUUGAAACAAAUUACAAUGUUUGUUUAAUCUCUUCCAGACACCAACCCCUUUGUAUUUGGCUCUGGCUUCUUUUUUGCCCAGAACACACAAAGUGACCUCUGAAUGUGGUGUAAUCCCUACACUGUCUGGCCUAUCUUUAAACCCAUCUUUGUAUACAGACUCUAGUUGCUAAAGUCAUGAAGUCUUUACAAAUAUAUGGGACCUCACCUGUCAAUACAUUCUAGGCACACAAGGAUUUUCCCUGUGCUUGUCAUAUUUGCGGAGUCUGAUUAACAGGAUAUGCCUACCUACAGAUUGUUCUCCAGCCCUCCUUCACAGCAAGAACAAUACAUGUAUGGUAUUUGCUGUGAUUGUUCCUCUCCCAACUGAGUCUUAUAUUUUACCAAGGAAAAUUAGUGAAACUUCACAUCAUAAGGCAGCGAUUUACUGGCAGUGAUGCUUUAAAUUGACUUAAUUAAUUUGGACAUGACACGGCAUCUCUCUGGGAGCUACCUUUUUAUGGUGCAAUUUCAUUACUGGUUAAAAACUAAAUAUACAAUUCAUAUGUCACAUAUGUCUUUAACCCCUUAACAGCGUUACAACGUUCUUUGCCGUCCCCGUUAUAAUGAGCUUUAAAGCCGUUGUGGUGGCAUAGAACGCCGUAACGGCUUUCUUCCCCAGGAGCUCCGGUGGACUUACCUCCGCCACGAUCCUCUUCGGGAGGACUGCCUCACAGCCCAGGCAGCCCUCCCCGGCAAAUAUGGCCCCCUGUGGAUUUGCCAGCAGGGAGACUGUCUGGGCUGUCAGUCAGUUCCCCUGCUGGUGGGUAGUGUAAAAAAAAAUAUUAAGAUGUUUAAAAUAAAUGAAAUGUGUUUGUGUGUGUGUGUGUGUAUGUAUGUGUGUGUGUGUAUAUAUAUAUAUAUAUAUAUAUAUAUAUAUAUAUAUAUAUAUAUAUAUAUAUAUAUAUACACACACAAACUCUGGUAAGGCGAGUGCCAAGCUAUCUUCUAUUUUAUUUAUAUAUAUAUAUAUAUAUUAGGGAUCGACCGAUAUUGAUUUUUUAGAGCCGAUACCGAUACCGAUAAUCUGCGAACUUUCAGGCCGAUAGCCGAUAUCUUGCCGAUAUUCUGUACAUUUACUAUUUUGAAUAAAUAAACUAAUUCGAAAGGUAAAUGCACAAAAUAUACAUGCCACAUGUAGUGGAUGAAGUGUGUUUAGACAGGGGAACUGUGUGUGUUUGUGUAGUGUGUGUGUGUGUUUGUGUAGUGUGUGUAUAAUGAAUGUAGUGUGUAUAUAAUGCAGUGUGUGUAGUGUGUAUAUAAUGCAGUGUGUUUACGUAGUGUGUGUGUAUAAUGCAGUGUUUUUGUGUGUGUUUGUGUAGUGUGUAUGUAUGUAAUGCAGUGUGUGUUUGUGUAGUGUGUGUUUGUGUAGUGUGUAUGUAAUGCAGUGUGUGUGUCUGUGUAGUGUGUAUGUAAUGCAGUGUGUGUGUAUGUAAUGCAGUAUGUGUACUGUGUUUGUGUAGUGUGUAUGUAAUGCAGUGUGUGUGCAGUGUAGUGUGUGCAGUGUGUGUUUGUGGUGUGUGUGUAGUGUCUGUCUGUGUAGUGUGUGUAUGUAAUGCAGUGUGUGUGCCUGUGUAGUGUGUAUGUAAUGCAGUGUGUGUGUAUGUAAUGCAGUAUGUGUGCAGUGUGUGUUUGUGUAGUGUGUGUGUGUGUGUUUGUGUAGUGAUGUAAUUUGUGUAAUUUUUUAUUUUAAUAUUUUUUUUAUAUUUAAAUGUUUUUUUUUGUUUAGUCCCCCCCCCAGUGUGUGUUUGUGUAGUGUGUGUUUGUGUAGUGUGUAUGUAAUGCAGUAUGUGUGCAGUGUGUGUGUGUGUGUGUGUGUAGUGAUGUAAUUUGUGUAAUUUUUAUUUUAAUAUUUUUUUUAAUAUUUAAAUGGUUUUUUUUUGUUUAGUCUCCCCCCAGUGUGUGUUUGUGUAGUGUGUAUGUAAUGCAGUAUGUGUGUAGUGAUGUAAUUUGUGUAAUUUUUUAUUUUAAUAUUUUUUUUUAAUAUUUAAAUGUUUGGGUUUGUUUUGUUUAGUCCCCCCUCCCUGCUUCUUACCAGGGAGGGGGAUAUAGUAUUCCCUGGUGGUCCAGUGGCUUGUUAAGUACAGUGGUGGCUCAGCAGCAGCAAGCACUGACUUACCUUGCAAGCAGCUCCUACAGCUCCCUGUGUAAAUCUCGCGGCUCUUAGUGCCGCGCGGAGCGUUGCCAUGGUAACCCGUGGCAACGCUCUGCGGCCGCGGGUCUCGCGAGAUUUACACAGGGAGCUGCAUGCAAGGUAAGUCAGCGCUUGCUGCUGGCCCCCACAGGACCGCCGGGCUUCUAAUGGGCCCGGCGGUCCUGUUAUAUAUUAUCGGCAAUAUCGGUAUCUGAAUUGGCCGAUACCGAUAUUGCCGAAAAUACCAAAUAUCGGCCGAUAAUAUCGGCCAGACCGAUAAUCGGUCGAUCCCUAAUAUAUAUAUAUAUAUAAUAGAAGAUAGCUUGGCACUCGCCUUACCAGAGUUUGAGGUACGAUAGCCUGGGUGCAAUCCAAAUGCGUCCAAUAUGUAAACAGGAGAAAAUCAGGAUGCACACACAGGUCUUUGAAUAAGUGCAAUGUGAUUUAAUCAAUCAUCAAACGUGCAGCAAAUAGAAUCAAGGUUUAGACCCCAGCGGGUCAUUCUUGAAAAAGACCUGCUGGGGUCGAAAUGUUGAGUUUUUUUUCUUGUGUGUGUGUGUGUGUGUGUGUGUGUAUGUGUGUAUAUAUAUAUCUUAUAUAUGUAACGUCAUAUGUUACAUAUUACAUUACAUAUUAUUAUUACGUUACAUAUUAAUAUACGUACAUAUAUUAGUAUUAAAAUACACUUAGCCACAAACACUGGCCAAAUAUUUGUUGUCUGCUUUUUUUUACACAAAAACAAAUAUGAACGCUAACUUUGGCCAGUGUUUGUGACUAAGUGGCUACUAAAACAGAUUGGACAUACCCCACUUGCAAUACCUUGGGUUGUGUAGUUUUGCAAAUGGAAUGCCAUCGUGGGGGUAAUUCUCAUUCCUGGGCUACUACAUGGUCUCAAAGGUAACAUUACUAAUCUGGCAAACCUUAAAGUGAAAAAAAUGAAAAAUGGAAUGUGCUAUAUUUGAACCUGUAACUUUCCAAAACACCGUACAAUCUGUUAAUGGGGGUUAAUGUUGUACUCGUGAGACUUAGCUGAAUACAAAUAUGUGCAUUUUAUUGCAGUAAAAGCAAGCAGUAUUAUGGCAUUUACCACUAAAAUGUCAGAUGGAACUACAAAUUAUUAAAACAAAUCUUAAUUUCUCACAGUUUUUUUUUAAAUUUUAUUCAUAAUAAAUUAUGUUUCAUAUACGAAUAGUUCAUUAGAAAUGAAAGCCCUGUUUCUUCUGAACAAAAUUAUAUAUAAUAAGUGUGGGUGCACUUAAUAUGAAAGAGGUGAAUUACGGUUGAACAGACAUAGCGCAAAUUCCAGUUUUUGUUUCCAUUUUGUUUUGAUCAGAACAUUUACAGUUGACUCCGUCCUGAAGGGGUUAAAUGAUACAUUGUUUUAACAUUAACUAUAAUCUUUUUCAUGUUUAUUUGCAGACUACAAUUCCCAUCAUAGUCCAGUGAACACCAUGCCAUCGAUUUCAUCAGGAACGCCGAAUCUACUUCCUUACACAUCUAGAUCAUAUUCUUAUCAAAGUCACUCAUUAUUGCCUGCAGUCCCUCUAACCAAUGGAAGCCGUGUGGAACCACGACUUUAUCUUUCAAAUCAAGGUUCUUAUUAUUAAAGCAUUUUUCUCACUCUCUGAGGUCUUUAUAUAUUUUGAAAGACCUCCGAAGGUGAUACUGAGUUUAAGGUUUGUUGGCUAUAAGGUACAGAGGUAGGAAGGUUUACUUACCCGAAACUGUCCCUUGUAGCCACCUCAAUCUUCUAACUGGAGAUCUUUGGCUCCUGGUGCUUCACAUGCCAGUUGCAGCAUCACUUCUGUACUCUCAUGCAAAUCAUCUAUGGAUAAUUUUAAUCAAAUUCCAACGCAGUUCAUAUCGGUAUUUCAUAAAGAUUUCUUUAUGAAAUACUGAGAUGUGACAACUAUUUUAAACAUGGACCUUGUUCUAUAUCAUUUAAAGCACUGCAUGAAAUGCAAGUACCUAAUACCAAAACUGUUAAAGGGAAACUCUUUGCACCUUAACUGCUAUAUAUAUCAAAGUAGUGGUAAUGGUGCAUAGAGUCUGAUAGUGCCAUUUGGUAGCAGAUUGACAAAAUCCAGGCUGCUUCCCAGAACCCAUAAACCACCACCUCCUUAGCCACAACAAUAAAGCAGAAUUUACAUUUCCACAGUGUCCAAUCUAGUUAGCACUGAUAGGCUGGGCAUGCUUGGCAUGGGGUAUGCUAAUAUGGCUGAGGAGAGGGCAGUUUCUACAUCCCUGAUUCAUCCCUCUCGUUUGUCAAACAACUUCAAAAUACCAUGGGAUGGGCUUAUAGGCUUAGGACACCAUAUCCACUAUUAGGAUCUAUAGUGAAUAGACUGUUCCUUAAAUGUAUGCAUUGCAAAUUAGACUUAUUUAAUUUAUUGUUGUGAUUUGUUUGAUAUGUAAACAGUAUGCACAUUUUUAAGUAGUUAAAGAGAUACUAUAGGCACUAAAGCAACUUAAGCAUAAUAAGGUCGUUUUGGUGUAUAGAUCAUGCCCCUGCAGUUUCACUGCUCAAUUCUCUGCCAUUUAGGAGGUUUGUUUCUAAAUAUGCAAGCCUAGCCUCACCUCCCCUGGCGGUGUCUCACCGCCUGCAUGGAAAAAUGGUUUACUUUUCAAUAAGAUGUUAAUUUGCUUUAGAAGGUUAUAUCUCCUGCUUUGCAAAUGUAGAGCAGGAUAUUUUAAAUUAAAUGGAAUGUGCAAUAAAGGAAGUUUAAUCAUUAGAUCUUUCUUUACAUGAAGUAAUUUAGCAUGCAUGGAGGUGUGACUAGGGCUAUAUAAACAAAAUGAUGAAACUCCUAAAUGGCAGAGAAUAGAGCAGUGAGACUGCAGGGACAUGAUCUAUGCACCAAAACUGCUUGAUUAGGCUUAAGUUUUGGAGUCUGUCGUGUCCCUUUAAUUAUUGUUUUUUAAUUUUUAUUUUGGCAUAUUCUACAUAUAUAAUACACAAUUUAAUCAGUUUUCCAAUUUCCCAUGUUUAAUAGAUGGCAAAGUUAUUAGUUGAUUGCACAAUACAAUGGCAUGUGUUUCUCAAAAAAACAUUACAUGCCUCUUUAUACUGGCCUGGAAGACCCCAGUUUCUGUACGACACACAGUCAUCUUCAGGUCACCAACUUAUAUAGAUAUUGCUAUCCACUUGAGGGUGUCUGAUAUAUAUGAUGUCAGGUGAUAGAUGUGUAACUAUAGCCCCCCUGAACUUCUUUCAUUUAUAAAACAAAGCUUAACCAAGUUGUUGUUAUAUUGGACUGCAUGCAGAAUCUGUCAGCAUAUAGCUCCAGCUUCAUGAUCUGUGAAACUAUUGAAAUAUACAUAUCUGGUUCACUGUGUUUAGGCUACGGCAUUAUUUCAAAUUUAGCUUCUCUUGAAGAAGCCAAUAUUAGCAUGAAUGUUUACUUUAUAGGGAUGCUCUAAACACCAAAAUAACCUUAGCUUAACAAAGAAAUUAUUUUGGUUAGAUCAUGCCCCGGUAGUCUCAGUUCUACAUUUUCUGCUGUUUCAGAGUAAAAUCAUAUUCUAUAUACAGCCCUAGCCACACCAUCCCUGACUGACUCACACAGCCUCCGUGAAAAAAGGUUUUGUUUUACAGCACAGUGUGUUAACUUUAACAGUGCUUAUCUACUGUUAUGUUAAAGGCAUAAAAAAACAAAACAAAAUCCCAGUAUUUAGUAGAUAACUCCCCCAAUGAAAACACACACUUAUUUAUGUUUGUUUUCUUUGGGGUAUAUCUAAAAGAAACAUUGCUUGUUAAAGCCGUAGAUUAUCUGUUUACAACCUUUGCAAGUCCUCCCCCUUUUCCCCAGCACAGACAAAUGACCAUUGAGAGGAUUUCUCAAUGCUUUCCUAUGGACGUCCAGCAUCUUCUCACUGUGAUCUGUCAGUGAGACAGCCACUAGAGGCUGGAUUAACCCUAGUAUAAACAGCAGCAGGGUUAACACUAAAUGAACCUGGCACCCAGACCACUUCAUUGAGCUGAAUUGGUCUGGGUGGCUAUAGUGGUCCUUUAAGCUAAAGUUGUUUUGGUGAUUAGAGUGUCCCUUUGAAGUUAUGGACCAUUUUAUCCAUUAGAUUUUUAAAAAUAUUUUAUGUAGAAAUUGAUGCACUGUUCUGAUGUAUACUCUUUAAAUUGUUUACUAUUAAUUCUCCUGUACAGUUCCACUAUUAAUCAAUGUAAUUAACAAUUCCUGUUCUUAAACUUCCAAACACCUCUCCAGAUAGUUUCAUAAAUACAGCUCACCAUGUAGAUUGUAUGAAAUCGAUGAAAACAAAAAACUCAAUUUAUUUUUAUUGUGUCUCCGAAUUGAGUGUAAUAAAUUAUAGAUUAAAAAUGUGAAAAUAAUACAUAAAAAUAAUUUUACAACUAUGAGAUUUAAAGGAACACUGAGCACCAUAACUUCUCAAUGAAGUUGGUCCUAGGGGGCGUCAUACUUUAAGGGGUUAAUUUUUUUUUACGCAUGGUUUAACCCCAAAGUUGUGAAGACCGUGCUGGGUUCCGUUGAUGUCUAGGGCUUCAAAUAGGAACCACCGACUGGGCACUGCUGAGAGUAGCAACUGACACUAACUAGCCGCCUAUUCACAAUACUGUGUGAGAAAUUACAUAUUUUUCUUAGUGUUAGCUGAAGUCCUCUGCCUAUCGGCGGCACCCAAUCCUCUCCUUCCUCAUUGAAGCCUUGGACAUCGCUGGAAAGCAGGUUAAAAAGCAGUCGUCUUCACAACUAUGGAGUUAAAUUGUUUGUAAACAGUUUAGCCCCUUGGAUAUGGCAGCUACCAUGAUCGCCUGUCACCGUACCAACUUAAUUGAGAUUAAACCUAAUUAAGAUGAAAUCGUUAUGGAGCACGGGGUAUUCAUUAAGUGGAACAGUCCCAUUAUGUCAAAAGGUUUUCAAAUUUUUAAAUGACAGAAAACAUCAACAUUUUGUUAUGUGUUUAACUUUAAUAAAUUGCAUCAAAAUGAGUAACUAUUGUUUGAUUUCUAGUAACAGCAAGAACUUUCAAGUGUUGUUGCAUAAUGCUUAUAAUGAAAACAAAGUUCUGCCAUGUUAUUUUUUUUUCCGCCAUGUUAUUCACACUUCUGUUGUUUAAUGAAAAAUAUAAAAAUUAAUCUUUGAUAAAGAAAGUUACUAGGUGUUCAUAUUAUAUAUCUUGUUUUAAAAACUAUGAUUCAUUGCUGUUUACUUACAAUUAAAUUAGGUGAUUUUUUUUUUUGUUUAUUUAAAAUGUAAAGUAACAGACUGUUAUGUUGACUGUUUUGCUAAAAAGUUAAAUGCAGGAGUAAUUAUUAUCAUUUUAUUUGGAUAUGUUGGAAAACUGUUUAGUCUAAUGUUGUUGACCGAAUAAGCUAAAUUUAAUGAAAGACAGGAGGUGAAUAUUUGCUUUAAUUAUCCUUACCGAAUAGCAAAGAAAUACUUGACAGUAGUGAGAGAAAAAAUAACACAAUCAAAUAUAGACAAGCAGGAGGAAGCUUUCAAUCAAGAAUAGCAGUCAAACAUUAAACUUUAACUCAAACUGGAACAAAUAUAAAGAUGAAAGACUUCAUACUGAAAUGGCAUGUAAAAGGCAUGACAAACAUGAGAAAUUGACAUUGGAUAAAUCUCUGAGACACAAUGGAGUGUGAGGAUAACACAACAACUUGAAUAAGAUAUUGACAAAUAAAAAAAUAUCCAAAAGAAUUGAGUGAAAAUACUAUGGAAGGGAGAUAACCAAAUGGUGGGAAAAUAUUUAGAUUAUUCGGUCACCAAGUUUAGAAUAAUCCCUAAUUUUAUGACAAGACAGGAGGCUUCAAAUUUAAAUUUAUAACGCUCUUCUAGAGAAAAUGAGGCAUGAGAAGAGGGAUGAAAAUAAAAGGAUUGAAAGGUUGAUUCCUUUGACCAAUCUGUCGAGGAAAGGUCUAAGACUUUCCAGCCAGCAUGACAGCUGAGGCUGCUGCCCUUUAGACCGAAUGAUAUAUCAACACCAGCAAGGGCAAGGAUCUGUGGAAUCCAAUGGGCAGUCUGUGUGGGUGCACAUAUGAAAUAAGGAGAUGGCCGAGGUGGAACCAGGAAAGUUGGGUUUUAGCACAGCUAUAUUGUUAAACACAGAAGGACACACAGAGAGCUGGUUUAAGAUGGAAUAUAAGGGUAGAAAACAAAUAUUGAUAUGUAUUUCUUACGUUGAGAACUAGAAAAACAAAUAUAUGCCCUUUGCAGAAAACAAAAGCAUGAACAUAAAAUAUUUUCACAUCUGAAACACUAUGAGACUAAGCAUUAUAAAAGAGCUAGUUUGGCUGAUAAUUGUCAUCAAGACAGAUCAGUUUUAUCCGGCCAGGCUUUUAGAAAAAACUGGACCAAGGUAACAUCCUAAAAAUAGGAGUAUUUAGUUGAAUCUUGAAAUAAACGGCAGAUUAGGGGGUUCUUACCUACACAAGAACGUUUAAUAGGAAUAUGAGCUGAGCGAAAAAUUUUAAUAGUCUGGUAAUACUUCCCUUGCUCAAACAGAGAUGACAGGAAAUUGAUUAUGUUUCUAAUAGUUUCUGAAAUGGAAUCCAGGUUCCGUUCCACACCAGCCAUCCUAAACUUGCCAAGUUGAGAAGAUGUGUGGGUAUCUGGUGUCCAGGAGUCUGAGUAGUUCUUGAACCGCCGUCAGGAGGCCUGAGACUGACCAGGAUCCCUUGAAAUUAUCCUUUUGAAAGCGAUGAAGGUUGCCGGAUUUUAGAAGAGAACAAUGAAGGAGAGAGGGUGAUCCACUGAAAUCUCCAGUAGCACUGGGUUCCAUGGUUGAGAUGCCUUUGGGGAUGAUCAGCACGAUCUCUACAACAAGAAGUUUAAAGGUAAUGCAGGGUACGAGGUAGCCUUAAAAAGGAUGGAAAGGCAUAAACGCAUUUGUCUGGCAAGCAUUGAAGGAAGGCAUACACCUCCAGGCCGAAGGGAUCUUGGAGCCAGAUGAAGAAUUGGUCAUUUUGACGACUGAACAGAUCCAAUGAUCACCAUGCCAUCCAGACAGCCAGCGGUCGCCACCCCAUGGGUGCCCGACGGGGUUUGAACCUAGGUACUUUGCUGUCCUGCUCCUGCUAUCUAUCUUUGAGCCACAGCAGUUCCUGUUCAUCCUGGCUUGUCUGCAGCACUGGGGACUGGACUUCAUCUAUGGCUCUGCUUCACCUGAGAUUGCUCAGUCAUUAGCUGGGUAUAUAAGCACUGCCUCACCCUGGAAACAUUAUCAAGUCUUUGAUCGUGUUGUGUGUUUUGUUCCUGUGUUCCAGUCUCUUGAUCUUCUACUCCAAUUUGACCCUGGCUUCUGACUUUGUUUAUCCUGACCUCUGGCAUCCCUUGAUUUCGGCUACACUUCGGUAAUCCUGUCCUGGCAUCCUUUGAUUUCGGCUGUCCCUUGACUAUCCUGCUGUUUGUGUCCUUGUCCGUACUGCAUUGGAAUCUUCUUUCCUGCACAGCCCUCAUGCACAAAUUCACAGUUCAGGUGGCUUCUCUGGCUAACCUUGGACUGUGUCUGUCUGCAAGUGUGAGCAACAUAUCUGCACUACAGACUCCCAUCUCAGGUAAGAACCCUGACAGUAAUGAAGUAAGGCAAUGAUCUGCGAGUCUAGAUUCCAAGUUCUUCCCGUGGCGAAAGACCCAGUCCGUCACAAGGUUGUUGGAAUCCAAAGAUUUCUGCAGAAGAGAUACAAUUCCUUCAUAAAGCCUGAAAAAAGUUUGAAGUUCAAGCUGCCCAAUCAAUUCAUGUAGCGGAUUGCAGAGAUAUCAUCUUUGUGUAGAACCAGUAAACAAUCCGAGAAGUCUAUCACAAAAUUGCGAAGUGCAAGCAAGUCAAUCAAUUCCAAGCAAUUUAUGUAAAGAGACUAUUCCUCUGCUGAUCCUCUGAAACAACCUGCACAUUUUGUUCUUCUUUCCAGGGUUCUGGGGUUCAAUUCGAAGAUAACGUCUAAAAAUCGCUUUUCCAUUCUAAGCUUCCAUGCAGCAUAGCCACCAUUGAAGUGGACCUCCUGACAGGGUAAUCAAAUGAUCGUAAGAAUUGAGGUCCUCCCAUUAUUCAUUUUCAUCCAUUGCAUAGCUCGAUAUUGCAGAGGGCCAGGAAAGAUUGCCUGUAUAAAGGAGGAGAGGAGACUGAUCAUUUUGGUACUGAAGUCAAAUUUACAUGGAGUUUAGUAAUUUGCGAAUAUUCUUCUUGAUAGACUUCAUGGACAGAGGCAGUUUGUGGACUUCUGAAAUUGAAUCUGUGGAAAAACUCAGGGACACGGACGGUCUCGGAUGGCUGGAUUUCUGACUUUGAUGUAUUGAGAAUGAAUCCUAGAUUCUGAAGGAGGGUAAUCACCAUAUUCGUGUGCUCUCAUUGUGUCUGGACCUUGUACCAGAAGUAUGAUGUUUGCCAAAUAAAUGAUGGAUUGGGCUCACUGUACUCGAAGGAAGGCUAUGAUGGGUUUCAUCAGCUUGGUGAAGCACCAUAAGCUCAAGCUGGACAGAAAGCAAGCGAAUUGCCAGAUUUUAUACUCCCACAGAAAGCUUAAAAGGUUGAAUCUGUAGGAAUUGUAAGAUAUGCAUCCUUGAUGUCAAAGCAAGAAAACCAACUGCCUUCGAAGAGAAGGUUGUGUUGGAAAUGGAUGCCUUCCAUGUUGAAGUGACGGUAUACAAUGAAAUUGUUAAGUUCUUACAAGUUUAUGAUUGUAAGAAAAUAUCUGGUAUCGUUCUUCACCAGAAAGAGAUUGCUGAGAAAUAUGUGGGUGUGCUUAUUAUUCAAUGGCCACCAUGAUGUGGAAAGCUGACCGUUAAUUGUGUAGGAUGGCCAGAUUGGAAGAAGACCUGUGCAGGGGAAUUGGAAGAUGGUGUGGCGUUGGGAAUCUGUGUGAGGAAUGGUUGGUGUCUGAAAGAUUGGAACUUGUUGGAACCCCAGUUGUCAACAAGUGUAGAUAACUGCAUGCUUGAAGUCCUUUAUAAAUGUAUUGCCAAAACAAAGGCUGUUGGCCAAUUUGGCAACUUGUCUCCACUCAGUAAAUAUUUCUACAUUUUCAUUGGCUUGCAAACAUAUCAAAUUAACAUCAAAAGGUUGACCAGAGAGAGCUUUGUAUGCCAGGAUAAAAUUUGGCUGAGGGGACCUGCCACAUCCAGUAAUUUAUCUUGGGCCGACUAAAGCCUCUUUUAUCACGACCCGAUUUACUUAGAAAAUUUACCAGUACGGGAUCAAACUCUGAAGUAUUAGUUACUUUGUUUUGGAUCAUUGGCCUCGUGCAAGCUGUCCUCAAUCUAGCACAUACCUUCUUGUCAAGAGGUUGGUGCAGCCUUAGUUUCAGGUAGUUGACAAUGUGGAUUGGAGGUUUCCAAUUGGCUGAACGUUGUUGGCAUAUUCGUGUUUGAUCAGAGGACGAUCUUUAGUAUCGAGCAGUUCAAUGUUGUACUUGUCAGUUGUUCAAGGUGGAUUUGUCAGAAUAUUAGUUGUCUUGGAAGAUUUAUUAAUCAUUGUUUUCUUGAUGAAAGGAGAUGGUAGUGGUAUCUAUAUCUUGUAAAGUGUUAGCAUCUUCGUCUGAAUAAUCAGUGCAGUAUUCAUGUAUAACUACCAUGUCAUAGGAAGUCAACACUUCCAGGGGAUCCCAAUUUUCUAUGUGAUAAUGAUAGGUGAGUCUGGAUGCUUUGGCAUCAGUGUGACACUUCCACGGGCUCUUUCUAGAAGAGGUUUCAUGGUCUGACUGGUGAGAAUCGAGUCUGAUGCAUGUGUGUCAUCAGUGGAACCAGAAGGGGUUUGGGUAUUACAAAAAGCAGCUAGGACUAGUAAUAGUAUCUGAAAUCAUGACUAUUAUCCACAACUUUAGUUAUUCUGAAAGAGCAACAUCAGGAUUCUCAGUAAUGAUAACUGAUCGUAUCCUUAAAGCGGCACUGUCAUGCCGUACUUACCUUUCCCCAAUCGAUUCCUCUUCUCUCCCUCUCUCAGGAUCUGUUCUUCAUUUCUUCCUUUCUGCUCUAGUUUUCUUUAAAACCUAAGAAAAAGUAGGGAUUAUUUCUCUUAUGGAGGUUUCCUAGGCAGUGACCAGCGGAGGAGCAAAGUGUGCUUCGUUUCCGGUGGUCACAGCAAUUUUCCCACAAUCCUUACAUUUCAUCCCUGUUUCCGCGAUGCUUCCUGUCACUUAGACAGGACGCCGGCAAAACUGCCGAAUUGCGUUCUAACAGUUUCUCCACUUUGUUCGGAUCGGAAUUUCAUUAGGGGGGGGGGGAGGGCGACCUACUGAUAGCCUACUUAAGCUAUCAUCUCUUUAAAGCGGCACUGUCAUGGCCGAAUCCCGUUUUUUUUUUUUUUUAAACCACCCUCCCUACUCCACUACAUCUAACUGACCCCCUAGUCACCCCCAAGUGCCGCUAAGCCCCCCAUAUUACCUAUUUUUUAUCUUUAUUUUCUGCCCCGAUCUAUAUUCAGGGCGCCGCCAUCUUUGUGUCGGUAGAGGAAGUCCCUGUGGGACACGUCAUCUGCCCACACAAGAUAGCGUUGUGAGAUUCCUGCACAUGCCCAGUGAAACACUUGGGCAUGCGAACGGGAAUUUCAUCUAUUCAUUCAUUCGUCAGAAAGACGAAUGAAUGAAUAGCAUGGUCAGGCGAACAAACAACACCGAAUAUCAGUGUUCGUUUGUUCGUGCAGUUUAUUACAAGGAGGGAGCUACCAGCAGCUCCCUCCUUGUAAUAUGUAAAGAUAGAAGCGUCAGGGAGCUUAUGAAGUGUCCCCGUCACUUCAUAAGCCCCCCCAUGUCUUUCCUCAAUAUGAUGCCCAUAAUAGCAUAAUGGAGAUUAAAAUCUCCCAAAUGCCCCUACUCACUAUACCGCGAGUAGGGACAUGUCUAGUAAACAGUGAGCAGCCCAAAAAAAAAAGCAAGCCCUAGUACCCUAAAGGAUAAUGGGGAGGUGGACCUAUUUUCUUCGCCCCACCCAUGAGCGGUGGGUGGGGGCCAUAAAGAUAAUGAGGGGGGGGGACUUACUGUCCUACCCCCUGCCCCCACCCCUGAGCGGUGGCUGGGGGCCAUAAAGAUAAUGGGGGAACCUACUGUCCUCCCCCACCCUUGCGCGGUGGGUGGGGGCUAUAAAUUACAAUGGGGGGGGACCUACUGUCCUCCCACCCUUGAGCGGUAGGUGGGGUCCAUAAAGAUAAUGAGUGGGGGACGACCUACUGUCCUUCCCCGGCACCCACCCUUGAGCGGUGGGUGGGGUCCAUAAAGAUAAUGAGUGGGGGACGACCUACUGUCCUCCACCCAGCCCCCACCCUUACGCGGUGGGUGGGAGCCAUAAAUUACAAUGGGGGGACCUACUGUCCUCCCACCCUUGAGCGGUGGGUGGGGUCCAUAAAGAUAAUGAGGGGGGGGCCUACUGUCCUUCCCCCUGUCCCCCACCCAUGGGCGGCGGGUGGGUUCAUAAAGAUAAUGAGAGGGGACCUACUGUCCUCCCCCCACAUCCACCAAUCAGAGUGUUAUGAGUCAAAUUACACAGCGUGGUAAAAUUCCAAAGAAAUUUCCCACGCUGUGUAAAAUGACAGAGCACUGUGAUAGGAUGGAUUUCAAGUCACCCAAUCGAGUGCUCUGUGUCAUUUUACAUAGCGUGGGAAAGUUCUUUGGAAUUUUACCACGCUGUGUAAAAUGACAAAGAGCACUCUGAUUGGCUUAAACCAACCAAUCAGAGUGUUCUUAGCCUAAUUGCAGGGCGGGGGAAGGCUUUAUAAACCUUCCCCUGCCCUGCAGAGCUCAGUCUGCGCGGGGCCCUCCAUGGGUUUAGAAGGAUUAUUUUUUUGGCGCUCUGGUUUUUUAUUUUAUUUUAACUUCGAUAGGUAUAAUGGUUUUUUUAUUUGGCCUUUUUGGGGGCUGAAAAAUGAAGAUUUUAGAAAAAAGAUGUCGUCAAAUGGUAAGUUUAAUUUUUCUACAGGUUAGUUAUUUUAUUCCCCCUCACUAUUUUUUAGGGUCAGGGGGGUCGGUAGGGGUUAACCUUUUGGGGCUGGGUGACUAGGGGCUUGGGGACCCCUAGUCACCUUUGAUGGGGGACAAUUUGUCUUAGGGCCCCACCACUAGGUGGGAGGUUCCCUCCCCCCCUUAUAAUCUUUAUGACCCCCACCCACCGCUCAGGUGCGGGGGCCGGGGGGGGGGAGGACAAUAGUUCCCCCCUUCUCUCCCCCCGUAUUGUUAUUUAGGGCCCCCACCCGCUGCGCAGAUAGUGGGGGCCAGAUAGUAGGGUUUGUUUUUUAAACAGUGAGCAGCCACAGGCUGCUCACGGUUUAGUAGACAUGCCCCUACUCGUGGUAUAGCGAGUAGGGGCCUUCGGGAGAUUUUAAUCUCCAUUAUGCUAUUAUGGGCGUCAUAUUGACCCCCAUAGAGUGAGGGAGGACAUGGGGGGGCUUAUGAAGGGGACACUUCAUAAGCUCCCUGCCGCUUCUAUCUUUACAUAUUACAAGGAGGGAGCUGCGCGCUGGUAGCUCCCUCCUUGUAAUAAACUGCACAAACAAACGAACACGGAUAUUCAGUGUUUGUUUGUUCGCCUGACCAUGCUAUUCAUUCAUUCGUCUUUCAAGAGAUGAUAGGUUAAGUAGGCUAUCAGAACCGGAAUUUCAUCUAUUCAUGCAUUCGUCAGAAAGACCUCUUUGUUCCUUCAUUUGGUUUAUUACAAGGAGGGAGCUACCGGCGCACAGCUCCCUCCUUGUAAUAUGAAACAUAGAAGCGUCAGGGAGCAGUGCUCCCUGCCAAUUCCUAAGCCCCCCAUGUCCUCACUCUGUGGGGGUCAAUAUGACCCCCAUAAUAGCAUAAGUUAGGGGCAUGUCCUCCAAACAGUCUGAUAACUGUGAUAAAAAAAACACAACCUUGUGGCUCCCCUCCCGAGCCCGCAACCGCGCUCUGUGAGUGGGGCCUAUUACAAUGAAGGGAGGGACCUAGCGUCCCCCUGGCACACACCCAUAAGCGGCAGGUGGGGACCCUAAAUGGAGGGUGGGUGGCUAUUUUUAGGGGAUACCAUCUGGGAGGAGAUUGCUUCCCAGACUAAUUUAUAUGCUACGCAAUUUUUUUAUGCAAAUCCAGGUAGCUUUGUAGUCAGGAAGCAUGCUUGGCAUCCCACAAAUGUCCCAGAAUGCUCAUGGGGAUAAUAAAGAAGCCAUCAAUCCGCUCUUAGGGGUGGCAACAACCCAAUCUGUUCUAGUCCUAUAUACUCCCAAACAAUGUCUUUAGCAAGAUAUGAGUUGGUGCUGAGAUACUUACAUUUAAACGACAAUACCCUCUGUCACCCCAGGGAUCACCCCCAAUAUGAUAGGCUUCAUAAAAUACGCCCACUAAUAGACCAUCUUCAGCAUAGAUUUUCUGAAGUUUAUACUCCCCAGCAAAAUGUAUGCAUUGAUGAAUCCAUUGAUGAAAACAGUGCAUUUCCUCAAAGCGCGCUAGGUAUGGCGUCAAAUUUUACAGAUGUGCGAGAGCGAAAGUGGUUAUAUGUUUGCCUUUCGCGUAUAUGAUGGGAAAGAUGGUUAACUGGACCCUCCUGGCUUCCUGACUCUCUGGGGCCAAGUGGGAAAAUAGUUUGGGACCUACUGAUCCCCUUGUUCAAUAAGGGUUAUCACCUUUAUGUGGACAAUUUCUAUAGCAGUUUCCGUUUGUUUAAAUCGCUUUAUGGUGUGCAGACACUGGCCUGAGGCACUGUGAGAAAAAAUUCCAAAGAUUUCCCCAGACCUUUCAUAGAGGCCAAAUUAAAAAAAGGUUAAUGCAAAGCUCUGCGCAAAGCUGAAGUGCUUGCAAUUAAAUUUAAGGACAGGAAGGAUUUUAACAUGCUAACCACCAUUCAUGACGAAAGCAUGUCAGACGUCACUGUCCGAGGCAGAGUACAUUCCAAACCGGUUUGUGUCAGGGCUUAUAACAGGCACGUGAGGGGGGGAGAUUUGGCUGAUCAGCUGAUGUAGCCAUAUCUUAUUUUAAGAAAAACUAAAGCCUGGUAUAAAAAGGUGGCUAUCUAUCUGAGGCAAGUAGCAACCCACAAUUCGUUUUUACUUUUUAAAAAAAUGAAUCCUGGAAGAACCACCUUUCUCCAAUUUCAACUCAAAGUGAUUUCAGCAAUUAUUUAUGGAGAUGGUUCCGUUGAAGUUCCAACAACGGUGCCAGAGGAAUCGAGAAUUGGUGGUAUGCAUUAUAUUUUUUAAAUCCCGCCAACUGCAAAUAAAACUAAUCCCCAGAAACGUUGCCAGGUCUGUUAGAGAAAAGGGAAAAGGUCAGACACCCCCUUUCACUGUACCGAUUGCCUUUCAAAACACGCAUUGUGUAUUGGAACAUGUUUUAAGCUCUACCACACAGAGCAUACCUUUUUGUAUAACUUGUUCCUGAAUUAUUAUUUUUUUUUAUUUCUUUUGAAAGCGAAAAAUUUAAGUUAGUCAGUUUCCUUCCCCCAAAUCUCCAUUAGAUUCUUUUUGCAGGAGUUAGUUUAGAGAUUGCUACUUAAGGUGCAUUUGACACCUGCACAUUUGGUUAAAAAAGUUAAAGUAUUCUGGCAGAAAUCUAAAAGCAAUGUGUGUAUAAAAAACAGAAUUAAAAAAUUACCACCACACACUUUUUUGGCCAAAAUGGUUAGGGAAAAGAAGUCAAAACCUUGGAUGUGUAUUCUAUAGAAAUAUAUACUUUCAAACCCUAAAUUCAACUUGGAGGAUGGAAAAAUGCACCACACUCAACAUGUGCCUAGCAAAGCAAGCAAACUAUAUUCAGCCAAAAUGGGCAAGUCCAAAAUUUGUUACUGUAAAAUCGUGGCAAACCAAUGCAUGGGGGGCAUAGGUGUACUCAGGGGACUUUGCAGAAAAAAACUGUGGUGUUUUCUGGCAGUAACAUAUAACCAGCUGGCUAAAAUAAAAAAAGAGAGAAUUCACAAAUUAUCACCAUGCAGGUUCUCUGAAAUUAUUUUAGCACAAUAGUUGGGGAAAGAAUGUAAAAACACCCCAUAUACAAUACCCUGGAUUGUCUACUUGGUAAAAAUAUAUACUUUCAUGAUGGUAACACUAACUUGGGGAUGCAAAAAUACACCAAACUGAAGAUAGACCAAGCAUACCUAUAUAUGAAAUUGAAAAACUGACAUGCACAAGUCUCUGUCGUGGCCUUUUAGCCCAGCAAACCUAUGUAUGUCACCUAUACAUAUUGGGGUGUUGCUUUGCAAUGAUACAUAACAGGAUGUGUUAAUUCAUGCCUAAAGUACAAAGUGUAUGAAAAAAAACACGAAAAUAAUUACUACCCAAAAGUUUGACAAAAGCUGGUGGUAGAAGUCAGUGCAUAAAAAGUGUUGAAAUACCACCAUUUAACCCCUUAAGGACCAAACUAAUGGAAUAAAAGGGAAUCAUGACAUGUCACACAUGUCAUGUGUCCUUAAGGGGUUAAAAUACCCUGGGUUGUCUGCUUUUCAAAAAUAUAUAGUUUGAUGGGGGUAAAAUACAUUGGUCCAAAUAGGAUAUGGGUGCAAGUUGACUACAUGUCAAAAUUCCAAGUUGGAAAACAGUUAUGCACACCUGCCAAAUGUGGCCUUUUAGCCCCUUAAACACCCGACAAGCCUAUGCUUGGGUGGCAUCACCGUACUUGGGAGAUGUUGCUGAACACAUAACGGUGUGUUGUUUGGCAGUGACACAUAAAAGGAUCUGUUAAUUCAUGCCUAAAGUAAAAUGUGUAUGAAAAAAACAAAAAUAAUUGCUACCCAAAAGUUAAGGCUGGUGUUAGAAUUCAGUGCAUGAAAAAUGUUAAAAUACCACCAUUUAAAAUACCCUGGGUUAUCUACUUUUCAAAAAUAUAUAGUUUGAGGUGGUGGGGCUGGGCCGCCGAGCCGCAUGGAAGCAGACUAUCAGAGCUCCGGGCCCGAGCCGCACUAAACCCACAUAUGCGUUGCCUCAAAGCCGGAUAUCAGUGCACAACUAAACAGAGAAUCAUCUCAGCUCCGUUUUAAUACCGAAUAUGACCUUAACAAUGCACAGGGAGCGCUGAAACUGACAUAGUCGGCCUACCAACCUCCACAAGCAACGACAUUACACAAGUAAGAUCCUGCAACAGAUGAAUACAUGGAAAAACACACAUACCGGAGACACCUGCUGUUAUGGAGGGCAACGCCGGCUCGGGGCACGGCCAAAUGCAAAUGUGACACGUGGUACAACCUAUAUUGAAAUUGUCCUUAGGACGUUACAAGUGGCUUCUGCGAGCACAUAAGAUAUUGGCACCCUAUAGCAUCCAGAGGCUAUCUGGUACGCUGCUGUAAUUUGUUAUAUAUCUUCUGACCUAUAUUACGCUUACAAUAAAAAGGCAAAGCUUACUUAAUUACAAAUAAGGUUAUACUGAAAGCUUCACCGCAUGCUUAGUUAAACACAACUCAACCACGUAGUAAAAUACGAGGCCCCAUUUUGAACUUAGCCACUGCAGAAAAAAAUAUAUGGCAAUAAUAAUAUGAAAAGUGUACUACAUUACAGUGCUAUAACAUGCUAUGAUAAACUUGUACACAUAUCUAUCCAUGUUUUUCCAAAACGAAUGCAUUGUUUACGCUUUAUCCCCUGCGUGGGAAAACUGCUUAUUGUUGACCUCAAUAAAAACAGAUUUAACACAAACAUAUAUAGUUUGAUGGGGUAAAAUACAUUGGCCCAAAUAGGACAUGUGCGUAGGUUGACGACAUGUCAAAAUUCCAAGUUGGAAAAUGGAUAUGCGCACCUGCCAAAUGUGGCCUUUUAGCCCCCAAACAACCCGAUAAGCCUAUGCAUGGGUGGUGUCACUGUACUCAGGAGAUGUUUCUGAACACAUUCGGGUGUUGUUUGGCAGUGACACAUAACAGGAUCUGUUAAUUCAUGCCUAAAGUACAAUGUGUUUGAAAAAAAACACAAAAAAUUACUACCCAAAAGUUUGACAAGGGCUGGUGGUAAAUUCUGUUUAUGAAAAGUGUUAAAAUACCACUAUUUAAAAUACCCUGGGUUGUCUGCUUUUCAAAAAUAUAUGGUUUGAUGGAGGUAAAAUACUUUGGCCGGCUUAAAAAAUUUCCCAAAUAAGACAUGGGUGCAGAUUGACUACAUGUCAAAAUUCCAAGUUGGAAAACGGAUAUGCGCACCUGCCAAAUGUGGCCUUUUAGCCCCCUAACAAUCCGACAAGCCUAUGCAUGGUUGGUAUCACUGUACUCCGGAGAUGUUGCUGAACACAUAUUAGUGUGUUUUUUGGCAGCAACACAUUGCAUUAUCUGUGAAUUUAUACCUGAAUUGCAAUGUAUGUGAAAAAAAUAAAUGAAAUAUGCGAAGUUUGACAAAGAUUGGUGAUAAAAUGGCUGCAUAUUAAGUGUCAAAUAAUGCUUAGAUGAAUACCCUGGGUUUUCUACUUUAAAAAAAAAAAUGUACAUAUGGGGUGUUUUUCAAAGGUUUAUGACAGAUAACAGUGUUACAAUGUCACUAUUUUAAAAAUGUAUAUUUUGAAACAGCAAUAUCAUACUUGUACUUAUAGCCCUACAACAACAAAAAAAAUGCCAAAAAAAUUUAAAUAUUGAGUGUUUUUAAACUCAGGACAAAAUUUUGAAUCUAUUGAGCAGUUUUUUUCAUUAGCUUUUGUCGAUGAAUAAAAGAUUUUUCAAGUAAAAGUCAAAAACAUGUUUUUUUUUAUUUUUCACCAUAUUUUAUAAUUUAAAAAAAAUUUAAUUAUAUGACAUGAUAGAAAUAUUGGUUUGUAAAGAAAGCCCUUUUUGUCCUGAAAAAAAACAAUAUAUAAUUUGUAUGGGAACAGGAAAUGAGAGAUUAAAAUUACAGCUAAACACAAACACUAGUGAUGUUCCGGAUGGUUCGCCGCGGACUCAUCAUUGAGUAAUCUUUGACCCUGUACCUCACAGUCAGCAGACACAUUCCAGCCAAUCAGCAGCAGACCCUCCCUCCCAGACCCUCCCACCUCCUGGACAGCUCACUAAGAAUGCAGCUUCAAAAUGGAUGCUGUCCAGGAGGUGGGAGGGUCUGCUGCUGAUUGGCUGGAAUGUGUUUGCUGACUGUGAGGUACAGGGUCAAAGUUUACUCAAUGAUGAGUCCGUGGCAAACCGUUCGGGACAUCACUAACAAACACCACUAAAGUGUUAAAAUUGCUCUGGUCCUUAACGUACAACAUGGCCAAAACAGGCCGUACCUAAAGGGGUUAAAUAUAACCUGACCUUGAAAAAAACAAAUAACACACCUUUCCUUUUCCUUCUUUUAUUUCUCACUUCUCUCACAUUCUCCUCUCUUACUUUCAGGCUUGCACCUCUCCUUUAUCACUUUUAUUUACCGCCUUUAUUUUUUGGGCAUUCAAGUUCUACUCCUCCCCUUUCUUCAGGCUCUUCAGCCCUUCUGUUUCUUGCUAUGCUGCCUGACAAAUUUUGGCACAAUGUCAGACACACAAACAUCAUAUGGCUAGACUGCUGAAAUUACAGACUCUACCUAAAGCUGGCUUACAUUUCACAACUUGUUUCAAGACCUCUCUGUUUACAAUAUAAAAUUAAAAAAAAUACCCCUAACACCUGUACUGUAUCUAAUGCAUCCUGACAUUCCCAUAAUGAUAAUCUUUACAAUAAAUUAAGUAAAUAAAUUCUAAAUAAUGCCAGGCACAAUCUCACAAAGUGCAUUACUUAAAAGAUAUGCUAAUGUCUUGGUGUCAGAUACAUGACAUGUUCAGAGGUUUUGUGGAGAUCAUGCCUCAAUGUUUUUGCAUCAUGAGUGGGGCAUAUAUGAUUAAGCAGGUGGUUUCAAGGUUGUGACUUAACAGUGUAUAGCCGAGUUAGGAUAUAAUUGUCUUAGACAAACCUAUAUAUAACCCUUAUAUAAACCUAAAGUAUCAAUUUAACAGUUGAGUGCAUCUACACUUGUUGAAGUAGAUCUGACGUAUAUUAAGUGAUCCUGUUAGAUUUAGCUGUUAUUGUUGUCUAUUCCUAGGUAGAUGGGUGGUGACCUAUGAACCUGCAGUUAAAUGAGGGUCUGAGUAAUAAAUUGCAAUUUCGUGUUCCCACUCCUAUUAACUAUUAACCCAUUACGUGUUCUUCUUUGCCUACUGCGCUGGGGUUAGAGAGUGGGAGAUGUCUGCUUUUCAAGCUCUAGAAUUCGAGACCGCUAUCUCUGCUCCUUUUUCGAUCUUAUCCAGCAUUUGCCCAUAGCCUGGUAUAGUGGAAAAUAGUUAAUAAUUGAAGAGGCCACAGUUGUUUAUGUAUUAUGCAAUAGCAAACUCUCUGGGAUGCGUUUCUCUUAUAUAAUCUUCUAGCUGUAUAGUCUUCCCUGACAAUUUUUAUCAUGGCAGUAUUUACUAUACUCCUGUCCAUGUUUUUUCAAAUUUGUACUUUCUUUGCCUACAUUGGAAUAACAUAAAAAUAUUUCCUAAUGCAAUUUUCCUUUUUUUUCCUGUACCCUUACUCAUGUACUGUGAAAUACGAAACGAAAAGAAACAAAAAAACAACUUUUAAUCUAACCACUCAAGAUUGUAGCAUGCUUUUAAAAUAAUGAUUUCUGUGAGCAAGGCUGUUUUAGUUCUGUCACUUCUGACAUUAAAUAUAACCUGACCUUGAAAAAACACAUUGCACAUCUUUUUAUAAUAAAUGUUAAAGUAAUUUAGUAUGAAUGCAAAUGUGAGGAGGUCAACCAUGCUGUACAGUACAUCGGUUGUGUACUUCAUAAUUUGUCUUACAUUUUAUUUAUACUGCAUAAAAUCUGAAUAAUUAAAGUACUAUAGGUAGGCAGAGCAAGCUAAAAAAAAAAGUAUGAAUUAAUUUUGGGUAAACCUUGGAAAAUGUAAGAGAUGUAAAUGAUGUAUUAUACGUAAAAUAUUAACAUUCUUUAUUUAAGCAAUGUGCAUGUGUCAUUUAAAAGGUUACUACAAGCAUCAUAAUCACUACAGCCCACUGUAGUGAUUACAAUGGAAGGAGUACCCUGGCUUGUCCCCUUACCUGGGUUCCGAUCAGGCUCCAAGACUACCUGAUGGUCCAGUUUGCAGAAGCUGGAAGCUGCGGCUGUUUACAUUAAUUGACUGAGAGCAGCAGCUAACCGCUCUCGGCAAAUGACUUUCAUUCGGUGCAACUAAAAUUAACAAGCCCGGAUACCCCUUUGAUGCUGCUGGAUUUAGAGUUACAUCUUUGGCAGCGAAGGGGUUAAUCUCCAUAUGUGCGCAUUUAAAAGCAAAAUGCUGCACAUACAGACUCCAGGCACCAUAACCCCUUCAAAUCACUGAAGUGGUCGUGGUGCUUGAGUCAACCCUUUUAAAAAAAUAAUUCACAUAGCAAAAGUGAACCUCAAAAGUUACAUAGGUUUAUAUCUGGUAUAGCAGAUGGAUACAGUGUAUGUAUAUGCUUUACCAGCGAGCAGCUAAUCUUUGUGUGAACACUGGUUUUCAGCCAGUAAAAAAAAAAAGUAACAAAAUUGGAAACCUGUUCGCAAUUUUUAGCUUCUAGUAGCUACAGUCUAUUACUGGACGGCAUAUGGCAGCCAUUUGCUGACAUGUUUGGAAAAGAUUUAGAAAGUAGAUAGAUGUAACGCAUGGGUGUCCAGCUUCUCAUGACAUUUAUUGCAAAUCUAUUUUCUUCUAUUGUGUUACUACAUCAAAAGGUAUUGCAAGUAUAUGUGUGUACAUCUGCACUUCAAAUAUAAUGCAUUAAUAAAAAAGUCCAAGGUACAAUACAAUGUGGUAAUCAGUAUAUAACCAGGGGAUGUGAUCACUAGGUUACAGAACCAGGGUGGAACGCACUGCCAUCUUUGGUCUCUGAGGAACACGGAAGUUAUCAGUGGAACGCAUAAAAGUGCUCACUGGAACGCACUUCUGCCACCUGCAUCGGCUGGAGAAGUAACAACACCUGGAGGGAGGAUGAAAUAAUGGCAAUGAGAGAACAGGUGAUUCAAGGAAAACUUUGACCAAUUGGACCCAGAAAGUAAGAAAACGCACAUGGAACCACCAAUGAACUUGGGAAUUAGCCCUAUUUAAAGAUACUUGAGGGUGGAGGUUGUUAGGCUGUCUUUUUCCAGCAUUACUAUUCUGUGAUUGUCACUAAUUUUAAGGUCCCUGAGGAAGUCCCUAUCUAGACAACGAAACUCGAAGGGCCCAUUGUUUUUAUUCAUUUUUAUAAAUCAUUUCAUACUGGCUGUAUCUAUGUGAAAAAAGAUGCUUUUAAUAUAUAUUGACCACUCGGAGUCCUGAUUGAAGGUGGUUUAAACUGACCCAUGAAUGGAUAUUAUCUUCAACUGGGGAGCGUGUUUUUCACCUAACUCUAUGAGUGCAUUCAAUUAAGCGCAAAAAAAUUCAUUUUACUGUAUCCCACAAACAAGUGGGUCUUUUUGCAAUGUUUAAAAGUCAAAUUUGUCCCCAUAUUUAUAUUCAAAGUUGGAGUGCUUAUUUUCAUUCAUUUACCUUCAUUUACCCAGCCAGCUAUUUCCUUCUUCCUGGUUCACGUCAUUGUGUCAUUACGCAAUCCCACUCCUACAAAAAAAAACGUUAAUACAUCAACAGAUUUCUUUUGCCCUCAGUCAAGCACACUGCGGGCGCCAUCUUUCAUAUAUUUUUUUGCCCUCAUUUCAUACACAGACAUCGCAGGAGGCUUUCAAAUGCUUUAAAAUUAUGCUAUAAGUUAUAUAUACACCCUGUUCCAAAUUAUUAUGCAAAUGAUAUUUUUCUCAUUUACCUAAAUAAUUCAUGUAAAUAACAGUCAGCAUAAUGCUCAUGUUAUCAGCUAUUAAAAGUUCAAUUCAAAUUUUAUUGAACAAACCUCCUAAUGAUAACAGUAUUUUUUUUAAAACAUAAACUUACAAUGCACUGUUCCAAAUUAUUACGCACAGUAAGUUUCAAAACACUUUAUAGGUUGUGAAGAACUGACAAUUGUCAUUUGUUGUGUUUGCAGCAAAUUUACUGAAAUCAAAAGCUAUUUCAAUCAAACUUAUAACAACAUUUUAACUUUUUAAACAUUUUAACAGGUCACAUUACAUUUUAACAUAGGACCCCUUAUUUGAUAGCAGCUUCACAAGUCUUGCAUCCAUUGAACUUGUGAGUUUUUGGACAGUUUCUUGAAUUUGUUUGCAAGAUGUCAGAAUAGCCUCCCAGAGCUGCUGUUUGGAUGUAAACUGCCUCCCACCCUCAUAGAUCUUUUGCUUGAGGAUGCUCCAAUAGGAUUGAGGUCAGGGGAGGAUGGAGGCCACACCAUGACCUUCUCUCCUUUUAUCCCCAUAGUAGCCAUUGAUGCAGAGGUAUUCUUUGCAGCAUGAGAUGGUGCAGUGUCAUGCAUGAAGAUGAUUUUAUUACAGUAAGCAUAGUUCUUCCUUCUGUACCAGGGAAGAAAGUAGUCAGUCAGAAACUCCACAUACUUUGCAGAGGUCAUCUUUAAACCUUCGGAAACCCCAAAGGGGCCGACCAGCGCUCUUCCCAUGAUUCCGGCCUAAAACAUGACUCCACCACCGCUUUGCUGAUGUCCACCAACCAUCCACUACUCCAUCCAUCUAGACCAUCCAGGGUUGCACAGCACUCAUCACUGCACAGGACUGUUUGAAAAUUAGUCUUCAUGUAUUUUUCUGCCCAAUGCAGCCGUUUCUGCUUGUGAGCAUUGGUUAGUGGUGGCCAAAUAGAAGGUUUAUGCACAGUUGCAAUACUCUGGAGGACUCUACAGAGGCACCAGCAGCUUCAAAUAUCUGUUUGCUGCUAUGUAAUGGUAUUUUAGCAGCUGCUUUCUUUAUCCGAUGCAUGGAUCUGGCAGAAAUCUUCCUCAAUGUGCCUUUAAUCUCUUAAUAUCUUAAUAGUGCUAUGAUCACACUUAAAGGACCACUCUAGGCACCCAGACCAAUUUAGCUUAAUGAAGUGGUCUGGGUGCCAGGUCCCUCUAGGAUUAACCCCUUUUUUUAAUAAACAUAGCAGUUUCAGAGAAACUGCUAUGUUUAUAAAUGAGUUAAUCCAGCCUCUAAAGCCUAUAGUGGCUGUCUCAUUGACAGCCGCUAGAGGCAUUUGCGUGCUUCUCACUGUGAAAAUCACAGUGAGAAGACACCAGUGUCCAUAGGAAAGCAUUAUGAAUGCUUUCCUAUGAGACUGGCUGAAUGCGCGCGCAGCUCCUGCCGCGCAUGCGCAUUCAGCUGAAGAGGAGGAUCGGAGGAGGAGAGCUCCCUGCCCGACGCUGGAAAAAAGGUACAUUUAACCCAUUUCCUUGCCAUUCAGCCCAGCGGGAGUGGGACCCUGAGGGCGGGGGCACCCUCAGGGCACUAUAGUGCCAGGAAAACGAGUAUGUUUUCCUGGCAGUAUAGUGGUCCUUUAAGUUUUCAUGAAAUAUCUAAUGUUUUCAUACCUCGUCCAAGGCAUUGAACUAUUUCACUCUUUUCGGCAGCUGAGAGAUCCCUUUUCUUCCCCAUAUUGCAUGAAAAUGGUGCUCUGCUUAAUAAUGUGGAACACCCUCCUUUAGUAGUUUUUCCUUAAAUUGGACUCACCUGGCAAUCUAAUUAUCACAGGUGUCCUAUAUUUUUUUUUCAGUGAUCAAAAGAGCCCUGAGACACAAUGCCAUCCAUGAGUUAAACAGAAAAACAAAAUAUUUAAUCUUUGUGACAUUUAAAUAGAAUUUGCAUAAUAAUUUGGAACAGGGUGUAUUGUCCAUUUUAAUCUAACACAGAUAGUCCAUAGAAAUGGCAGCCAUCAAUUAUCAAAAUGUAGUUAAAAAUUCAAGUAUACACAAUCUGUAUUAAAUUUAAAUAAUUUCUAUAAAAGUUAAUAAAAAAAAGGUUUAUAUUAAAAAAAGAGAGCCCCUGUUCUAAAAAUAGGAGAAUCUGUGUCAUUGAAUAAAACAAUAAUACACAAAACUAAUUAAUUAGACCAAUUUCUGUAAAAGUUAAUAAAAGUUGUUGUUUUUUUGUCAAUCUUUAUUCGUUUUUUUUUUUUCAAGAUUAGUUAGAAAUACAGAAAUAAGAAGACAGUGAAACAAAAUUUGUCGUUACAGGCUUUCAAGUAAACAUUUCCCUCAUGGGAAUUCCGCAAUGCAAAAUUUACUAAAUGUUUUUUGGUUCAGGCUAGAGUUUCUUACGUACAAUCUCACACAAUUCAGCUUUCUGAAGCCAUCUGUACGAUAAAGUUAGCUCAGGUAUUGUGGUAUUAAAACCUUUUUUUAAUGCGAGGUUGCCCGGUCACUAUAGCCCAGGAUAUACCCGUAGUACUUCCCCAUAAGUUUAAAAAUGCAUUUUUAUCUUCUGGGAAUCCCGCGGUUACGUGGACUAGGGGAGUGUCUCAUCCAUCUUGAAGGUGUCUCCCCUGUCGUCCCCCUGCUCUGUCGUUCGUAUGGGUUAUACCCUUGGAAGGGAACAUGAGAGUAUAUUGGUCCUAUUUAAGAAUCGUAGGAGCACCUCAGACCUGAGUAUGCUCGAGGGAAGCUUCUAUUGUUAACCCAAUGUGUGUGUCACCUACUCAUCCAUUAAGCGAAGCUCACGAGGGAAGAAUGAAGUACAAUGCUAGAUCCAGGUAAAUUCCGUUUGAUAUUGGUGGGCUGAUGAGAUGAGAAAGGCUGGUGAAACAUUUCAGACACGUAUGAUAUGAUAGUUCAAAAGGAGGGAAAAAAUUAAUGUGGGGGAAGGAUGGGUGGGAAUAGAGUACACGUCCCCUGUCCCGCUGGCCUCGCCCGCCCACUCUGCCGCAUGUGUACUCAGAGCCAGUGCCUCCUAGUAAGAGAUGUUGCCAUCGUCUCACUCGGUUGGUUACCAGGUUCUUCUCUUGUGCACAGGUAUCACGUCCACGUUCUUCAGAUCUCCUCAUGUUUCUCCAGUCUUACACUCACCGCCUCUAUUUCUGGUUCCACCUACCUGAUCUUCUCCACUCUUUGGAGCCAGGCUUGAAACGUUGGCAGUUCUCUUUGCCGCCACAGAACUGGGAUCAGUGAUUUUAGCUGUCAUGAGUAGGUGAUUCGAUACUGCCUUUUUAUAUGUCGAUAUGGGCAGGGCUGAUUUGUUAAGUAGGAUAUCUGCCGGGUCAAAAGCAACUUCCUCACCAGCUACCUUCUGGAUCGCCUCAUAGAUUUAUUACCAGUAAGGCGUUAUGAGUGGACAGGACCAGAAUAUGUGGAGGAGAGCUGAGGGUUUGUGAUGCUUUUGUGUAAUGUCUCUUUAAUUGGAACUCAACUGCAGAAACAAUAAGUUUCACCUCCUUUAUUUUAUUGAAGUGAACAAGGUUGACUGCAUCUUUAAAUACACAUGCAAGGAAAAAAUGCAAUGCUUAUUUGUCAAAAGAAAAUAAAUACUAUAAUAAAUUAAUAUGACUUGCUUUCCUUGGCAAAAGUUUUACUUAACUUAGAAGUACUCUGGCACUGGAAGGGUUAAUUCACCGAAUGGAGGAAGAGGAAGGAGUCUCUUUUAACAAACUGCAGUUAGUAGUGAGAGAAAGGGAGUCCGUUUGUCCAAGCCGAGGUCUGAGAGAGGAGAAGGUAGAAAUCCGUUUACAAGCCGAGGUCUGAGGAGAGGAGAAGGCAGAAUUCCGUUUAUAAGCCGAGGUCUGAGAGAUGAGAAGGUAGAAAUCCGUUUACAAGCCGAGGUCUGAGAGAUGAGAAGGUAGAAAUCCGUUUACAAGCCGAGGUCUGAGAGAGGAGCCGGUAGCAUCGAGUAGAGCAGCUGAUCUUACUGCCGCACCUGAGUGAAUAAUCCAGCCCUUUGAAUCUUGUGCGGUCUUCCUAAGUAUCGUGGAAAGACCGCGUCAGAAAAAAGGGCGGAGCUAAGCGCCGUGAACCCGGAAGUGGGUUCCGGCGGCAGCAUGAAUGUUAGGUAUACCUGACAGUACCCCCUUCUCAUGGGGCAUCCUCUGGGUGCACUUAUUUCGGUUUAGAGGGGUAGCGUUUGUGAAAAGCAUCAACUAAUCUCUGUGCAUGAACAUUAGAUGAAUCUUCCCAGGUAUCUUCAUCAACUCCAUAACCUUUCCAUCUGAUAAGGUAUUGUAAAGAGCCACGGUGGAUACGAGAAUCCAAAAUCUUAUGAAUUUCAUAUUCUUCUUCACCUUGGACGAUGAUAGGUUCAGGAGUUGUUACUAUUUCUCUAUGGAAAGGAUCAGGGAUGUGUGGUUUAAGCAAAGAGACAUGGAAUACUGGAUGAAGUUUAAAACUUGGAGGAAGUUUUAAUUUAACAACGUUAUCAUUGAUGAUUGUAGUUAUUUGAAAAGGACCAAGAAAAAGAGAGCUCAAUUUCUUUGAAGGACGGUUUGUGGUAAUAUUUUUUGAAGAGAGCCAGACAAGAUCCCCCACUUUAUAAGGAGGGGGAAUUCUUCUUUUAUGGUCAAAAAACUUUUUCUGGUAGUUUUGGGCGAGUUGAAGAUUCUCCCGUAAUUUAAGGAAUAGAGAAGACAUAAAUUCAUUUUUUGAAGUAACCGUGGGAUUGGAUGAAGAAUUAGAUGGGAUGGGAAAUGAGGACGGAUGAAAACCAUAGUUGGAGAAAAAAGGAGUCAUUUUCGUACUAGAAUGAAUGGUAUUAUUGUAAGAAAAUUCAGCCAUAGGUAACCAAGUGGUCCAGUCAUCUUGCAGGUAUGAACAAUAACAUCGGAGAUAUUGUUCCAAACAUUGAUUAACUCUCUCUGUUUGCCCAUUAGUUUGGGGAUGAUAGGCAGAAGAGAGUUUGCGUUGAAUUUGAAGAGAGAGACACAUCUCUUUCCAGAAUUUGGAGGUAAAUUGUGUCCCCCUAUCAGAAAUAAUUUCUUCUGGAAGACCAUGAAGCUUUACAAUAUUAUCAAUAAAGACUUUGGACAAUUCUACGGAGGAAGGUAAUUUUUUUAAAGAGAUGAAAUGGGACAUUUUAGUGAAGCGGUCCACAACAACAAGAAUAGUGGUGAACUGUCGGGAUGGAGGAAGGUCAACAAGAAAAUCCAUAGAAAUGGAUUGCCAAGGUUUUUCUGGAAUAGGUAAGUUAAGUAGUAAUCCAAAAGGUUGAUUAUGUUCAGAUUUGGACCUUUGACAGAUAGGACAAGUUUUGACAUAUAAUUCAAUGGUUCUAUCUUGGCGAGGCCACCAAUAAUAUCGUGAAGUUAGUUCAAGAGUUUUCUUUAUUCCAGGAUGUCCAGCUAGGGGUGAAUCAUGAACCAUUUUGAGUAAUUUGUUCCUAAGAAUGGGAGGAAUAUAAAUCCUAUUUUUAAAGUAAAAUACACCAUCCUUUUUUGUUAAAUUAGGUGUUUUGGGAAGUUCAAGAUCCUUUUGAUUCAAGUUCCUUAAGUCAUCCUGAAGAGAAGAGAGGAUCCCUAUUAUUUUGUUAGGAGGAUAAACUUCAAUAGAAGUUUUAGAAGGAAUUCGAGAAAGAGCGUCAGCCUUUUUAUUUCUAGUUCCAG
Molecule: messenger RNA, 48071 nt
Organism: Pelobates cultripes (western spadefoot toad)
Lineage: Eukaryota; Metazoa; Chordata; Amphibia; Anura; Pelobatidae
Source: the annotation of a GenBank genome assembly